Xyrichtys novacula (pearly razorfish) is the source of this 47819-nucleotide messenger RNA. The record is from the annotation of a GenBank genome assembly. NCBI's taxonomy places the organism in Eukaryota, Metazoa, Chordata, Actinopteri, Labriformes, Labridae.
GGUUUCCUGUGUUAUGUUUUAGAGCCGAGUUUUGAGGGAUUUGCUCCCUCCGUAAAUGAGCACACAGCCCAGCUCUGUGCCUGAACACUGCUGCUCCUCUACUGUCACUGUCUGUGUGACUCACAUCAGACUCACACACACACAAUGGAUCGAAGACAACGCUGAGGAGCCGCAUCCAUGCUCUCAGGACUUUAUCGGGAAUAUCGAGCAGUAACGUGGAUGUCUUCUCUCUUCUGGUUUUAAGUUGAAGAACUGGAGUUUUUAAGAACUGUGAACUUUACUCAAGUUCGCGCACACACACUCCACUGGAUCUUUGGGAAUACGACAGGCAAGGCUAAGUGUUCUGUCAAAGACGGAGAAUGGUGAGUAAUACUCUAACUUCAUCUAUCAUACUGUGAAACUAAAACGUCCCUGAUGGUACUAUUUAUUAUAGUGUGCCGUUUUGAAAAUGUCCAAGUAUUUUAAUAAAACAAACGUGUUUAAAGUGAACUUAAUUUAACUAAAGUCUCAAAAAUUGAAUUAAUAUUUAAUUUUAAGGUCAUGUCUGUUUAUUUGUUUAUUUAGUGACUUUUUAAUACAAUUUUAUUGAUCAAAUCAUAAACUUCGCACAGCUAAAAUAUCUAUAGUUAUACUGGACAGACUGCUUUGUUGUUCCCUUGUUGUUGGAGGAUUUAAAAGUUUUGCUGCAGGUGAUAUUUUACUUUAUUUAUUGAAUGUAUCAGACACAUUUUGUUUCCCCUUACAUAUCAUGAGUUUACAGUUAAGGUCACCUCUCCCUUACUUUUCUCCCUCUCACAAUUUUUUUGUAUAAAUUCAGUCAUAGGAAAGCUUUGAUCCAUAGCAUCUGAAUUUGACUCAUCUGACUGACACCUGCAGGCUUUCAGUCCUUUAAAAACAUUAGUUGGAUGCUUUGGUCACAGCUGCUUCUCAAAAACCGGUUUGUCCUGAAGGAAGACUAGGAUGCCAGAGAGCAUGUGUCAGGUGGAGUGAGUGUACUGUAUUUGUGUGUCUUCUUGUGUGCAGGUGUGUGUGUGUGUGUGUUUGCAUUACAUCCAGACAGGUUUUUCCUGGUUACUGGAUGUCAUCCCUGCAGCAGACACGCCUAGAGCUAAGUUAUGGAGGACGUUAUGUGGUCUUGUUGUGUUUUGGCAACAGUUCCUCAAGCCACAGUCCUUGGUGGCUUGCUUUACACUUUUGCUAUUGAAAACCAAACUGUUGAGCUCUUUGUUUUCAUUUCACUUCUUAGCUUUGCUAUUAUAACUACAAAUACUUAAAAACAAAAAAUGGUCUGUUUUAAAUGAAGAUAUAAGACCUGGCAUAUACAAGAAAAGGCUUACAAGACACAGUAUCACCAUCUUUGAAAAGUUUAAUUCUAUGUACUUUAUGUUUUAUGAUUAAUGCCAUCUUUAGACCUACUUCAUUGUUGGCAUACACCCAAACAAUCUCUAUUAAAAACAUUUAUGGCUGAAACCUGUUGCACUGUGCCCCUAUAGUGAUGUAAUAAACCUGUAGGUUGGGUUGCCCAAAGACAAACCCAUAGGACAGAGGUUGCAUAACAAGCUGUUAGCAUUACUGAGCCAUGACUAAAAAAAUGAACAAACUGAACAUGUUGCUUUUAAUAUCCCUGUGUUAUGUCUACUUUUAUGGCAUUUACUCACUCUGUCAAGAAUGAACGUUUGAGUGCUACAUUUUGAUCUAAUGUUUUUCUCCUCAUCCGGGGUGAAGAAGCUGUUUUCUUGUCCAAAGUAUUGGAUGAGUUAUGAACAUUAUCAUUAUAAAGUUAAACCUCUUAACUAAAACAUCAAGUUUUAUCCAGAUAAAGUUUUAGCUCUUUCAGUCUGUUGUCUGAUUUCCCAUACCGUCUGGAAAAGCAUACACCAGCACAGCUCACUGGUUCCCUCUCAGCCAGAUGCUAAAUAGUGAGUUGGUAUGACAGCAGAUGGUUUGCAUUAGCUUCUCGUACAGGGAGGUACGUACUGAGUAACCCCCUUCUCCCUUUGCGCUCCAUUUUCAAACUGAUGACUGCUGUAGAGAUUUGCUCAGGAAUUCAAGCCAUCUCUCUGAAAACAGGACGAGCACCCAUCACAAGGACCUGGGGAACUCGUUAGGCCUGUCGCUGUGGUUCAGUCUGCUCUCACACCUCCUGAUUAGCUCCAUACAUCUCUGUUACAGAGCUCUAAAUGGGUUUUCCUUGCUCUGUUUGUGUUGAGGUACUUCAGUGUUAACUUGUCCUGCUGUUGCACUUGUUGUUGUACAUUUUAAACUCAAGUUGUCAGUUGGCCUUGAGUCAAAUCAGUUUUUUUUUCUUUCUUUGGUUAUUGUUUUUUCUGAGCCACACAUCCUGUAAUUUUAUUAUUUAAUCUUUGAAUUUAUUGCCUACAGAUGUGGCUCAAGUUUUUCUAUGUUCUAAGGAUGAAAAUGUCGAUUGAGUGACAAAAACUUUUGAAAGUUGCUUUUGUAAAUCAAACAUAUUAAUUGCUUGGCAGUUUCUCUGACAGUUUGGCUAGUCUUGGAAAAACAUUAUUUUUAUUUCUACAUUAUUUUUCAGUAGCUGUUAGUUCUGUCAGGAGAAACAUUACAACAAAGACAGACAAAAGUGAAACACCAUACUUGGUUUGGAUCAAACAUCAGGUCUAUAUAUAUUUACAUGUGAUGGUAUACAUCAAGGUGUCAGGUAUUCCUGUGGCUGUGAAACAUAAUCCCUUGAAUCCAGGAAAUGCAGAGGUGAAGAGCAUCAAGCGAUUGUAUCUCCAUGUGACCUAGUUUGUUUGCCGGGUCCCCCGAGCAUUGUUUGCUAACUCUCAUGUGGCCAAGAGCAGUUUGCCUCUGUUUGUAUGCCUCAGCCGCUUUUUAAAACGACUGCAGAUAACAAGCAGACAUGUAGGAGCCCUUCAGUCGUUCCUGAUUUAUUUCUGCAGUCUGAGCAGCUGUGUCUUAACUGCAGAUGUUGAGGAGAAGAUGCAGCUUGUUUAACAGAUCAAAGGUCAACACAAGUCAACAGGGAGCGUAAUGAUAUUUUAUUAAAAAUGUUGUUUUAUUGUAUUGCAAAUUGAUUAACAGCAGUGAUAUUUUCUGGCGCUAUCAUGGGGUGUUACUUUUAUCACAGUUUUGAUAUCAUGAAUGGAUGGAAGUGUGGUUCUUGGGUCCACUUUGGUUAAAAUUAUGUGUCUCAUUAACAGUAAGAUUAGUCUGCUGUGACAUUUACAUCAAAUAAUUGUGUUUUUUUUAAAGAGUGAAUCCUCAAGUCUCAUGACCCCAGGCUUUUCUUUUUGUGCAAAUAUUUAUUGAACAGUUCAAGUUGAGAGACGUAUAUCUUCACAACUAUUUGUAUGACAAGCAUGGAAUUUGCUACCUAACAUUAUGCUCACUCAGGAUGGGUUGUAAAAGAUUAAUCUUGAGGUUAGAAUUUCUUAAAUGUACAAUCUUUGUUUCCAAGUGAGGACUGUUACUGUGAGCGUAUUAGCAUGAUGACGUUCGCCUGUAGCUCAGUGAACAGCUGUGCCUUGUGGAAAUUACCCAAGUGGGCCUUAGAAAACACAGUGUAUCUGUCUGUAGCUGGUCUUUGUUAGUUUCUAAUCCUUGUUGAACAGAUACACAUGGUUGUCAUGCUAGCAGCAGUGAAGUCUACAUUACAGUAGUUGUCGUUUUAGAGAGUUGAUUAAAUAUCUUUAACACUUAAGUGUUUGCUAAAUAAUGUCAGUUACAUACAAAAGAGCUGCAGAAUUUUACACUAAGUUGAUGUUUAUAACUCGUUCUCACAGCUCAAGCCUUAACAGAGUGCUUCUCUUUUCUUUGAAAUAAGUUAUAAGGUAAUAAAGUGCUGGAUAAAUGAAGUUUGUAAUAAAUACUCUUAUCUGUGUAAACAUAAUCAUGUAAGCAGUGCACAGGAUGCCAUCCUUUUAUGCUUGUUCAGUGUAGUUUGUUCCUGUUAUAGCUGUCAUAGAGGGCUAUUUGCAUGUAUGAUUUCCUGCAUGGUGGACAGGAACACAAGGUCAUUCUUUCUUUAUUUAGCUGUGCUCUGGUUAUCUGCUCUGAUAGCUUUUAACCAUCACAUGUUGGCCAGUGGUCAGCCCUCUUACACUGUUUAAUGGAAACAUCUUUUGUGUUGAGGUUGUCAGAAGUGGUAGGUCUGGGUCUGGCCAGUAGAAAGCUAUUGUUCAACUUAACUUUUAAAAGAAACACUAUACCAGCACAGGGAAUUAAAUAGUCCUUGAUAAAGGAGCCUGAUUUUAUAGUUAGAAGAACAAUACACUGGGUUAUGGGAGCAUGUGAUAAUUUCAGCUUUUGUGGCUGUUUUUUUUUCUUUUGUGCUGAGUAUACCAUUGAUUUCCACUUUUGGCAUUGGUUGCUAGUGGAACAGUUUGUAGAGUAAUCUUUAAGAUAUUGUUUUCUAUUCUUGUGUCUUUGGCACCAUCAAAGUGGAAUGAAACCACCAGCCUGUAAGAAUAAGAAUAAGAACAGCGUCAAAUCUUUAACAAGGCCAGUUAGCUGUUGUGUUCCUCUAUAAAAACAUGAAGUUACUGACUGGAAAGAGUUAAAAUUAGCUGGUUUGAAUUGGAUCUUUUUUUUUUUUGGCACACUUCCCAUGGCAGGGCUGAGUCAGUGCAUUGCUCACAGAGGAAUCAUGGAGUAACAGGAGUGUCAGAAAAGUAUCCUCUCAAGGCGGUUUUCAUUCAUCAAUACUAGAUAAAAAGGAACCAGCAGAAGGGAUUCUUCAUCAUGAUAAACUUAUUUGAGCCCAUGUUAUCUAGAAUGAAAGUACCAUAUAGUCUCUUCAAUCUUAAAUUUAAAUUCUGUUUUUUUUGUGUGAAUAGAGUAUAACUAACAGGCCAAAACAAUUAUUGAUUUGGAUAUGCUCGUGGUUUACUUUGGUCUGCUUAAUAAUAAGGAAAUUUACUUAAAGAAGCAAGUGGUACAUUGAAUUAAUCCUGCUAAAAUUUUAGGAAAAAUUUGAUUCUUAGUCCCCUUUGAGUGUUAAAUCAUAUAAUCUAAUGCUCUCUACCUGGUACAAAGACAAUAUAGAACUUAAACAAGUUGGUAUUGUCACAAGAACAGGGCUGAGUUACUGCUGAUUUACCUUUAACACUGCAAAACACUAAAUAAUAACUUAGCUGAAGUUUAGUAAUAUUUGAUUUUACUGUAUAUUUCACCAAAUGUUACAAAAAAUUUUAUGUCUUUAAAUUAAAAGCCAAAUUGAGUAGUUGUGAUAGAUUUUACAUCAAUUUGUGUUGUCAAAGUUGUCUAGGAUGCCAUUUGCUUUUAUUUCCCUCAUACUACUUUAAUAUUUAUGAGACUCUGGAUGGACUCUGUCUUUUAUUUCUACACAGUUUUUACCUGUUUCCAACAAACCUUUUUUUGUGCUUUAUUUUGACACACCUCAGUUCUUAUUUUUAUAUUUCAAAAAAUCUCUUCCAGUAAUCGUCUUAAGUUUAAGUUCUUCUCUGCAUAAUCAACUAGGGCUGGCCUGGUCCUUUCUGUGCAUAAAUGUAACUGCUGAGUCAUUUCUUUCUGCCUCAUUAUUAUUGUGUUCACACUGGUGGGGCUGAUGAAGUCAAUGCCAUUAAACGCUCAUUCAUCAUACACUCAAUGCGCCACACCCCUGCACCAAAUCAGCCCACAGAGGAGGAAUAAUUGUUGUCACAGUGAUUCAAGGAUGAUUUAGUUGCAGCUACACUAUGAUAACAUUUUUCAUGCGUCUGUCGGCUCUACAGCUCACCUAACUGAAAACUCUCAGGAGAGCAAAAGUUGUUUACUGGAAUCACAGUGUGUUGGUAAACUGUACUCUUCCUCUCAGGUGAAAACCCAGUGCUGACCUCUCUGACCCUUGAGGACCUUUCUCAUAGUAAUGUGAGACACCUUUGACUGUUGUUAGCCUCCCGGCACUGUACUCAACACCCAAACAGUUUCGACAGACAACAGAAUUCCUAUAAUUUGGGGUGUUUUGUGGCGAUGCACAGAAGGCCUUUGUCUCCUGAAUCUGUUUUAAAGUUAGUUUUAGAUUUGUCUGGUCUGCUAGUCUGAGUGGAAAACUGUCUGAUUCAGCUACGAGCUCUCCUUGAGAUCUUUUGGAGACUUCAGUGCUUUCUUCUUCAUGGAGGCAAUAACAGAGGAAGUACAUUACCUUAAAGAAAGUUUUUCUUCUCUAAUAUGAUGAUGAUUCUGCCAACAUCUCAGCUCUUUUUUUGUCAAAAACUCAGACAUUAUGUGGCCAUGAGUCUUCGUCUGCCUCUUGAGAAGUGAGGAAUGUAUGAAGGUAAUUCAUCAGCACACAGCCCUACCUGGUUUGAUGGCUGCUGCCCUGUUGUUACACGUGAUUCACUUUGUCAAGCUUCUCCCUCUUCUCCUCAAGACCAAAAAGAGUGACUGAAAUUUGUGUCCACCAUGUAUUUGCCUGCAGCAUUCGGCAUGUGAAUGAAUUUCCACUGCAGAUGGUUUGUUUACAUUCAACCACUACUAAGGCAGCUUGGUGACAUGUGUCUUGUCUGGAAUUACAGCUGAAUUCCGCUCUGAACCACACUGACUUUGAUUUAAACGUUUAUUAGCGGUCUUGUUGUUGAUUUAAUCAGAGAUGUUUUAAAUCAAAUUUUCCAUGGAAAAGCGUGGCCUCUGUUGAGCUGAAACUUUGUACAGUUCGCUCCGAGACGUGUUAAAAGUAGGGUGGUAUCUGUUUACACUUGAUCAUUAUGCCUUCUCUCGCUCUCUCUGGGAGGGACUGAGCUCAACCCUGCCCUGCAGCCACAGUAUUAACAUCAUCACAGACAGGCAGUGCUCAAGUUACAGAAUCCACAGCACAAUAAUUCAUUUCUGUUCAUUCUUUUUGAACUUUCGGUAGAUCAGACCCAUGACAGAGUGAGACAUGCAGACAUAAAAACAGAGAAAUAGCUGGUUGAUGUGCAUUAUUUAUAUCACCAUUCAAGUUGUGUUGCACAGUGAACUCUGGGUUUGUGCUGUAGCUUUCUUCCUUUGUAUAUGCAGGUUAUUAUCACUCAUUGGAAACAAAAAAUCACAAGUUACUUUCAUAUAAGUCACAUUUUCCAUAUCUUCCAUAUACUCCCUGCUGAGGAAUCAUUUCCAGGAACUUUGGCUCCGAGUCUUUGAUUCAUCAGAAAUGAUUGAAAGCAGACAUCAGUUCAGAUCUGACAUGUUUUAUAGGCCGCGUCUGAUGAGUGUUAGUUCCCUGCUGUUGUCCUGCUGUUUGUUUGUAAGUAACUGAGAUGAGGUUUGCUGGCAGUGUGGUGCUGUGUCAGGGUUUAAUCAACUGUUAGCCUCAUUAGAGGGGAGUUUUCAGCAUCACUUAAGAUGAAAAUGAUAUGUGUGUGUGAGUUUGUCUGUCUGUGUGGGCUCAGGUUGACUUUAAUAAGUAUCCCAUCUCCUCAAUACUUCAGGCCGUUUUAUACUUCGGGUCAUUGCUCCUCUCCAUUGAAUAGUUGCACACCCACAAACACACAGCUUCCUCCUCUGUCCUUGUUGAUCUUGUCUCUCUGGUUGUCUCAGUCAGCAGUUUUAUCAGCAUCUGGCUUGAUUACACAGGGGGUGAUAUUGACCCAAGUACAGACAUAUGCAGCAGAGACCAGACCAGGUGGAAUAGCUGUUAAGACAGCAAUAACUCCUCGAGCUCUGUUUAGUUCAUAGAUCAAACCUGAUAUGCUGAGACUUCAACAAGGUGCAUCAGUGAAAAUCAGUCAAAAUCAACCUACAAAAUACUGGCACAAAACUGGUGAUGUUUUUUUAGGCUUUUUUUGUACAAUUUUGGCAGCGGUUCUUGUCUUUGAAUUACAAUAAAAUGUUAAUUUGCAGGAUGGACUUAAAGACUCAGUGUUAAUAUCCCAUGUUUACAGUGUAGGUAUUGGGACUUUGUAUGACUCAGACAUCUUCUUUCAAUUCAUAUGAAUGCAGUUUAGUACUUCAAAAGAUCUCAUUUUUUGAGUAUUAAACAUUUGAAAAGAGGGUUUUUGGCAAAGCAACAAACUUACUGAGAGGUCAGACAGACGACAGAUGGAUAAUCUGCAACUCAGACAUUUUGGUGCCUUUUUUGUCCCAUAAGAUACCAUGAAGCUUUGUGAUGCAUUCAAGGAAGCUCAGAUAUUUGACUGUUAGAGAGUACGUUUCAAAAACUGAUUGAUUUUCCAAGUUUGAAGUUUGUUGUUCAAGGGAGUUGUUGCUGGUUCAAUUCUCUGUCGUGACUCUUUGCUGCAUGUCCCCACUCUCUACUCCACACACUUCCCAUCUCACACCAGCUGCCUGAUCUAAUAAAGGGGAAAUGGCAAAAAGUAUACCUUUGAAUUUGACAGUUUGGUUGUGUUGUGUUUCAUUGAAAAGUUGCUUGAUGACAACUCUCUGUCACACCAGGAAAUAUCUGUGUUUGUCUAUGCUGUAGAUUUAUCUUUAAAUGACCUCUGAUGCUUUUCAUUCAAAGUAAAACUGAGACAACAAUACAGUGACAAGCUUGAUCAUUUGCCAGUAUAACUGUAUAUAUAGUAUAUCUGUUAUAAUGUAUAACUGUCAUGUAAUGGUUGGCAUCACAGACAAUAAGAAAUUACAAAAAAAAACCAUAUUUUUCCUUACGGAACAAAAAUAGACUUCACCCAAACAAAAUCCCAAUCCACAUUUCAUCUGUCUCAGAGUCCUUUUGGAAACUGUUUGGAUCCUUCAACCAUGACUGAAAAGAUCCCCAAUUUGUAUGUUAAUUUGUGACACACGUUUGCCAAAUUAGAUUACUUGUGGCUUUUUUCCUUGGCUCUUUCACCAGUAACCCUCUGCAUCAUACACUCUGUUCUUUAAUGUAGGCUACUGAUCAGUUUUUUAAGCUGUCUGUUUUAGUCCUGGUCAACCUUUAACUAAACUUUAAAAAGAAAGUAGAUAUUAAGGUUGAAACAUCUGAAAAUUAAGAUGUUGUUUUGGGCAGCAAGAGUUAAAAAUUGUUAGAGUAACUUCUCAACACACAGCUACUAGCACUUUGCAGGAAUUAGCUCCCAUGUACUGUUAAAUUGAGAGUCAGCAGAGACAUUUUUGAGACAUCAAGACGGAGGUGUCUUUGGGAUAUUUUGAGGCAGUAUUGAUUUUAAAAAUCUGGAUUGAGUGAGCAGGUAGAUGCUGGUCCAGCUUAUCUACACAAAGCUUUAUCAGACAUGGGAUCUUGCUGUAAGAAGUCCACUCAGGCUGAAGUAUAAGUCCCAUUCAUUAAAACACUUCAUUUUCCUGGCCUACAGUUUUCACCAUCCUUGCAGUUUUAGGAGGACUGUGUUUUUAACCUAGAUUUAACCUCAGAGGCAAAAACUAACAACUUGUUAUGAAAACCAGCAGGAUUCCCCGUCACAUUUUAAACCAGUCAUGUACUGGUAUCAGAGCUUUGUGAUUUCUGCAGACUUUUGGUACAGAGUGAUGAACGACUCUCUUAUUUUAGAAGAGAGGAAUUUGUUCUCAUGGCUCUCAUCCAGUUUCCCCUCAUGGUACAGAGCAGACACACGGUCUGUGUGUAGAGCCCUGGUGUGCGGAAGGAAUAUGGAGCAGAGAAGAGAAAUGAGGAGAAAUGAGGGGAAAGUGCUGCUUCUGAUCCUGAAUCAAACCCAGUCAUUUCCUGUACAGUGGGCCAGAGCUGCUCAGCACUCUCCAUAUAUGGUCAUGGUAUUUGCAUGGAGGGAAACCCUGGCCUUAUGGAUCAGGACUUAUUGAAAUUCCUCUGUAUGGUAACUUCUGGGAAAAGAUUUGGCCGCAUGGUUGAUUAUAUCCUCAAUUCUCAGAGAGGAAACUAAUCAGGUCUAAUCUUCCUGCUCUGAUUUCUUCCUUUACUCCAUGAAUCAGUGUUGUAAAAGCGUCUGUCAAAACAUGGUAAACUGUGUUUUUGAUAAAGAGAAAACAUAGUUUUAAGCCAGAUGCUUGGUUUUGUGGUGAGUGUAUGAGCAUGACUAUAAGUGGGUCUGUGAUAUGAUAAAGAUGCUGUUAAAGUCUCUAUUGACAUCAGUUUUGCAGUGUUAGUGGUCAUAUGUGAAUGUAUGUCUGUAGUAUAAAGUGUCCUUGAACAGACUGAGAAGAUGUUAAGUCCUAUUAAACCAUUCAAAUUAAAGUAAAUGGGCAGCUUCAGUCUCAUUUUACAUUUUAUACAUCUAUAGCAGAUUUUUUAUGAGGAUUGCUCAUUAGAACCAUUUAAACUCAGAUUCUCACUUUAGUGCUACACAUUACCCCUACUCGGUUAUUUUUCUGUGAACAAGUCAUCACUGUUAGUAUGUGAUGACCCUCAAAUGUGGUGAUAAACCUGUGUUGAAACUUUCCAUUAUUAGCUAACCAGCCUAUUGUUUUUUAAGCACCAGAAGUAAAAUGUAUAAACUCCUAUACAUUCAUAGAGACUCAUUGAUGUGUUAACUAUCAUGAAUGACAUCAUAUCCAAGAAACAGGACCCAUCAAAUUAAUAUUUGUCCUUAAAGAUAUUUGAAUUCAUCAUUGUUGGGGAAGUAUUUGCAAUUUAAUACUGUAAUCAAUUCAUAUUCGUCUUUAAAAUGGCUUGUUUUGUAUGGAAUUAGUAUUGUUGGGUGUUGUGCUUCCCACUGAAUCAAUGAAAUAGUAAACUCCAGGACCAUCUCAUUGUUUAAAAAAGAGAGUAGUGACGUGCCUGACACAGACAUCUGGUCUGAGGGUACAUCUUGUUUGCUUACAGAAUCAUGUAGUCCAAGAGUGCAGAAAAACAUUUAAGGAAAAGUGAAAUAUCUUCCUGUGUUGUCUUGAAUCAGAUAACCUUUCUUGAAGUUGGUAAAGCAUCUUUAGUUAUCACAAGCUUUUGACAAUAACAGUGAGGAUUAAAACUAAAGCAGCAGUUUAAUGGUUAUACAAGGAAGCAGCCUCAUGAAUGGUUCAAAGCCCAGGACAGAAAUCUUUGUAGGGGAAAUGACCCUCCACCCAAACACCCUGACUACAAUCGCUUGAGUAUAUCGACCCUCCACCUCUGGCUGCUCUAGAGCAGCUCAGCAGCCAGCAGCAGAGGAAGAGGAGGAGUGUGGUUGUUCCAGGCACAUCCCAGAUGUAUUUGUGUGUAAAAGUGCGGCCCUCCUUCUCUGAACAGCUACUCCCUCAGCCCGCUGCUACAUGUAGUAAUAUUUUCUUAGUCUUUGUGCCUCAUUAAACUAGACCUGAAUCAAAACAGAUGAAGCAGUCCUCCAAAUAUUUGAACCUCCUACGUGUACAUCUUAUUACUUUCAUGACUGUGCACACUGUCAUUCCAGACGUAGCAGAGGGUGGUUAAAUAUAGCAUGUACAAUUGUUUUCACUUUGGGUUGGGCAGCACUCGCUCAUAACUUGUGCUUUUUGAGAAAAUGUUUCCCCUCUCUAAGAAGCAAUUUUAAUAAGAAGUUAGCAGCAGAAGGAUAACUGGUAGUUUCCUGAAUAAAGAUAAGAUAAGAUAGAUGUAAGUGUUUGGAUAUAGGAGGCAGUGAACACAACAGAGAUUAUUGAGGUAGUGUCAAACUGCUGGUAGAUCAGCGUAACCUUGUUUCUUUAAUGGACUUAUUUGAUGUCCUUUAAGUUUGAAGAUAGGAUGUAAGUUUAUGAGUAUUUCUUGCAUGAAGGUGCCUUAAAAACAAUAAGCAAACUAAGCAAAAAUUAAGCCCAGUGUCCACAUUUGUUCUUUAAACCAAAAACUCUCAGAUUACCCUCAAAGUGUGUACAGUUUUUUACACUGUGUACUUGAUUUACUGAACAGACUUGGUGUUGCUUAUGUCUUUAACCUCUAAACCGAGAGCCUAAUGUCUUCUCUGAUGUUUGCCAGGAGUUCUUUUUUCUUCAGUUUACCAGGUUUUCACUGAAAGUCUCAAGUGUCUAAUUGUAUGUUAUGCAUAAAUAAAGUUCUUUAUGAGACAAGAUUGUAAUUUCAGAGUUACAAAAGAUAAACUGGACCUUGAGUCUGUAAUAAAGUGUAUCUACAUUAUAUAUGUAAACUGACUGAAGUUACCUUAGAAACAGAGUUAUAUUAUGACACUUAUCUCCUAAAGUCCUGUCAGUCAUUAUGUGAGGAGGUGCUUCACUCUCUCUGACAGAGUCAUCACAACGCCAUAGUUACUGAGGAAUUAGGGAAUUCAGCUUACCUCUCUCUUUUCCUCCUUCUCUCCCCCGUCUCACCCCACUGCACCUCUACAGCAGUAAAACACAUUAGUGGGUGUGAUCUGGAGAAUUAAUCAAGCUAUAAUUGGCUGCUUCCCUCCUGAGGGAAAAAACAAACUUUGUGAAUCAGACAGAAAGCUGUUAACAUUCCUUGCCUCUCCCAUGCUACGGUGGAGUCUGUAAAGUGUAACUAAUUUUACUGUUGUUGAGAAUAAAAUCACCCAGGAGGAUAUUAAAGUUUACCCGCUCUCUUUCUUGGUUAAAUAGUGCAGAGUUUAUUACAGAAUGCAAAAUUACUUUUCACUGGUUGUUGUUUUUUUUUAAAGUGGUGUUACUUUGAGGCUCGUUUUAUUAACAGUUCGCCCCUCAUUGUAGUUACUGUUUCAUUUGCUUACAGUCUUGUAUAGAAAGUUUUGCAAUUUGACUGUUUUCACUGAACCAACUGUACAUGGAUCGCACCCAAGUUUUAUUUAUCUGUACAUGUUUAAAUUCCUGUGUUCCAGGCUAUUUAAGGCUUAGUAAUACUUCUUGGCUACAAAGUUAACAUUGACCUUGAUAACAGCAGUUGAUCAUACAAUUUCACAUCAGAGCCUGUUCAGCAGCUGAUUUCCAGUGGUAGUAGUUCUGGAGUGAGAUCAGAAGUUGGAGAACAAGUAACUUUUGUUAUUGGCGCUUAUUGUUUGAUUAUUUACUGACCUUGUGUUGAAGUGAUAGACCAUCAGCCUAAGUUUAGAAUUAUAAUUUGCAGUAUAACAGUAGUUUGAAAAGGGCCUGUCUACGAAACUUGGCAAACCUCAUCUGGACAAAAACGUUAACACUACAAAUGAACAUGGAGUGAUAUGGUUUACCAUUAUUUUAACAUUAAAAAAAUAUUGUUUCUAUUUCUUGAAUAGGACAUAAAAAAGGGUCUACAGCUGUGUUAGCUGAGAGGUUAUAUACUUGAACUAAAUGCUACCUUCAACAUGCAUACUCUCACUGUAAAACAUGUUACAAAGAAACCGACAUUGCCAACAUUUACUGUAUUAGCACAAAAGUACAUGAUCCUAGGGUUCAUAUCCAGACAUUAUUAGAUACUAUAGUGUGUUUUUUUUCCCAGCAAUGUUAUCCCUUGACCAAAUAUUCAGUGUGUGAUUUUCUGUGUCAGUACAUUGGUAUUGGUUUCUGACAUUGAGGUCUCAAGAGUGCCUAAAUGAAGCUUUUACCAUUCAAACUGUAUCUGAACCCUUACACUUUCCUUUGUGCUACACACACAGAAAAGGCAGACAAAGCUGAUGAAAAUAACGAUAGUUCUUUAGAUAUCCAGAGGAUUUGAUGCACUUCAUAUUUUCCUGAAGACCCUGGGUUGACCAAAGCCAUGGCAAUACAUGCAGUUAUUUUACCACAAGCCCUUAAAAUAGACCUCUUUGUAGCACAAGAGCAAAAAGGGUGUUUGGUUGCUCCUCAGAGCAUUGAGAGCAUCUACAGGAUUUAAUAUCCACUGAUUUAUAUUUGUUAUAGGAUCUGAAAUUAUGAACUAACAGAGUGGACUUGCCAUAUUUAGGUCACCAGUGUGUGCACUAAUGAAGGUAAUAUGCUGUCAAUAACAUUUAAAGAGUAAACUUUUGUUGACUCAUUUUAAGUUUAUUGUGGUUUAUGCUGUUGAAGUGUUAAUGGUUUUCAUCAGACUGCCCCCCCUAUGCUCUGUCCUCUCCCUACGCUCGCUGACUGACCAGGCAGGAAGUCAGGGGUUAACUCAUGUGUUGGAAAUGUUCUGGAUGGUCUCUGCGGCUUUAAGUGGAUCUCCGUCCAGGAGAAAAAGGCUCACUCCUCGCAGCAGCACAUUGUGACCCUCGUUCACAGUAGCCAGACAGCACUGACUCAUAGCGCAUGAUGGAUGACCUCAGUUCUCCAGAGACUCAGUCAGAUAAAACAAAAUAACAGGGAAAAGUGCAGAGAGCAGACUGUUCGGAUGUGGACAAAAAGUUUGGGCAAAGCAUCUUUAAGACUUGGACAAAUAACUCACAGUACUUCUGGGAAUCCAACCUUGCCAUGUCAUCAAGUAAACACAGCUCAUCCUGCUGCUGUCUUCACAAAAUCUGCUCCUUUUGACUUUUUACUGCUGUGAAAAUAACCCAAUUCUCUUAGCUUUUAAUUUGUCAGACUUUUUCAACAGUCUGGUCAAACCACAGCCUCUUGUUGGUUUUUAGGCCGCAGGUCUUUCAGGCAGGGAAGCGUUUUUAUCACCUUUGCAAUGACUUCACUCUAUUUUAUUCACCACAUCCAUUUGGCGGCUUUUUUUUCUGAAAACUGGAAAAAUUAAAUGUGGUCGCCUCAUCGAUCUGCUGUCUUCUAGUUUGUCAGUACUCUAUAUUGAAGAUAGGUGUCUGUCAGCAUUUUAUCAUGUGUUGGUUGUUAAGCAGCUGCUAAGACAAUGACCAGUAAAAGCUUCCAAUUCAAACAUUAUUAGAGAGUGGCUGCAGAGAGUGAAUCUGGUCAAUUGUGUCUAAAUGUGUGAACAAACAAAUAACAGUCGUACUUUGUGUGUGUGUGUUUUUAUGUGCAGGGGAGCAGGGGGCACUACCGGUACCACUGGCAGAGCCACAAUGUCAAACACAGUGGAGUGGACGACAUGGUGCUGCUCAGCAAGAUCAACGAGGACGCCAUCGUGGACAACCUCAAAAAGAGAUACAUGGAUGACUACAUCUUUGUAUCCUUUGUUCUGUACACUAGUUCACAACCUGGUGAGAAAUAUCUGAGCCUGGUCCCAUGCCUGCAUUUCCCAGAAUAGCUGAAUGGUCAUUCAUAGCGUCACUGAUGCAGUGAGUAAUAGCUCAGUGUCGGGAGGUAACGCCUUCGCAGCGAGACUCUGCCGUGUGCAGAGGGGGCAAAGGGGCCUCUUUGUGCGUACCUCCACCCAGAUCUCAAACUCUCCCUCUUCUAUCAAAAUCAGCUUCACUCUAGUUUUAUCCAUUUGUUGUGCAAGCCAAAUGCUGUGAGAGACUUUUUUUUGUUCAGAGCAGCUGCUGCAUUAUUUUCUAAGCAGCUGUUGUGGAGAAUGAAAAGCUGUUUUGAUAGAGACAUUAUUUCAAACAGCACAUCUUCGACUCGACGUGUGUUAAAAACUGUCAAAUAUAAAUGAAAAUUAGACAUUCAGACCUGCAAAACUACAAAUUAAAGUAACUAAAGGAAACAUUAAAAGAGACAGCUCAGCGUCUCACCUCAACACAGUCAGACUUAACAAGGACAGAGUGCCUCAUAAUCCAGAAAUAGUGGCCUUAUCUUCUAAAAUAUUUAGCGCUCAUUCUUCAACCACUUAGACAUUUACUCCAGAGGUACACAGCAGUUCAUGUCUAAGAGAGCCACACUCAUUUUUUGCAGGGAGACAUUCAAUUUCUGUCUUCGGUUUUGGUUUUCUUAAGUGCAGCUGUGACCACACACUCACACAUAAGCCGUUCAUGACGUAAAAUGAGUCGAUGAAUGAAUGAAUAACUCCUUUCAAAAGCAACUCAAGCGUUCACAAAGUGGCUUAUUACAUAAACUUCAUCCACACUCUUGCAGCGCUCAGGAUUACGAAGUCGAGUAAAUGCAGGCAGUUUUAGGUUUGCAGUUUCUGCUUCAGCCCUCUGAUUUGGGUCAACAAAUAGCCAUAACUGUUGGGUUUCUUUGCCAAGACUUUGGGUCACUGUAGGCCACCCACAAUAGCAGCUUUAUUUGCCUUGAACAGCGAUUCUGCCUCAUAGCAUAAAACCCUGACAGAGUUACAUGGUCGGUUUGUAAGCACUGGAUACUUUUUGAGUCUCAGGCAUGAUCAUCAGAUUCUCCCCUGCUUGAUUUUUGGACAUGGCAGCCUUUGAUUGAGUCAUUUCCUACCAACACAGUUUUAUAAACCCUCUUAAAGAGUCGUAUUGUUGAUUUGUUUUGCCUUCACUGAAAGAUUCUUAACCUGUAACCUCAUCAGACAUACAUCGGACCUGUGCUCAUCUCUGUCAACCCUUUCAAACAGAUGCCAUACUUUGGUGAAAAAGAAGUUGAGAUGUAUCAAGGCGCUGUAAGUAUGAGCCCAAGUGUCUAAUGAGAACAUUUGGAAAUGACUUUUCUUAGUCUGAAAGGCUUAAACCAGAAAACUCACCUCAUAUUUCUAAAGCACAAAUGGGCCUCAGGAUUUCUGAUGGCACAGUCAGAUGGAUUAUAGACGUAAACUGAUCUGGGUUUGUUGCAGUGCUAAUUUUACCAGAGGUUUGCACAGUCGUUGUUGUCAAAAACUUGACUAAAGGUUUUUAAGUUUGAGAGGGCUUGGCAGUACCUUCACAGAGCAGCCUGUUCAAGUCUGCCUCCGCUCUUGGCCUGCAUCAUUGGAGUGUGUUCAUCUCUCUUUAAACCGAAGAAUACACUGAAUGACUUUUAAAAUCUUGACAGAUUGUAAAAACAUUCAGCAUUGCUCAUGCCAAAGUUAACAGUAAGAAAGAUUCAAGUAGUGGAAAAGUGCAUUGAGUUCGGAUCUGCACUGUGCUAUCAGCUGAAAUAUAGAGGAAAGUUCAGCUAAGUUCAGGAAAGUUUGAAACAGACAUGAAAUCUGUGUGCAGUUUGGUUGGUUAGAUGUUGGAUAGCAGAUUUGCCAGACUCAUUGUUUGUCUGUAUAUUGAACAUCAAACAAUGUAAUUGCACAGCACAUAUUUUUCUCAUAUUGUGCUGUGAGCUUAUGUGGCAGAGCCUCAACUCAUUCAGAAUCACAGCCAGUGUGUGGUUGACAUAUGUCUUACUUAAUAUUUAUUUAGCUGUGUCAACAACCCCAAUGCAAAGACCCUCUCCCUCACUUGCCUUUGUCUUUGAAAGGCUUAGUGACUUCCUGAAACAACUUGGCGGUGCAGUUUCUUGCAAAAGUGACAGUUAUAGUUAGGUUGUGCAUUUUAAUGGACUUUUUUCAGAGACAGAUUGGUACACAUGUGGUGCACUGAAUUCACAGCAGUAGUAUAUGGUAAUAAGCUGUAAUUCUUCCUAUGCAGACAAUUGAAAUUUGUUGAUAGUUUUGAUCAUUACAUGAGAUUUGGGCGAUAGGGAAAGUAUGAAAUAUUACAAGAAACAACCCUUUUAUGUGUUUCCUGGUAUUAAGAGUUCAGUUGUUCCACUUUUGAUUUUGUCUGUGUUGUUUUGCUUGUCAGGCUCAAUAUGAGAAUCCUCCUCACAUCUACGCUCUGGCGGACAACAUGUACAGAAACAUGAUGAUUGACUCUGAGAAUCAAUGUGUCAUCAUCAGGUAAGACUUACAUAACUUCAUUCCUCAAUCACUUCUCUGGAAAAUCAUGAAACUAAUCGCACGUGACAAUCAAGAAUGUGGCUCCACACAGGGGAGAUGUCUCUGUGUGAAAUUCUCCUUUUAAUAUGAGACCAUUUAAAUUAGAUAAGCGUUUAUUUUGUUAUCUUUAACCCCCCCUGUGAGGGAGCCAGACCUCUAAACAUCGAGGAUAGGGGAGUGAGUGAGACAAAGGGUGUUGAUAGAAAUCUGUACAAUGUGACCUGUGAGGUGUUCUGACAAAAGCCGAGCGAGUUGGGAGGGAACAUGAGAACAGAACUGGUUCUACCGCAUGAUUUUGAACAGCUGACUGACUGACUGACUGACUGAAGGUGAUGUAGCUCUUUGGUGUUUUUCCAAAUUGUGUGCAUCUGGUGUAAAAUAGAAAUCCGUGAUGAAGUACACUCCUCCCAGAAUAUGAAAAGGAACAUCCAACAGCUGGAACUGGCCUCAAUUCAGGAUGUGAGAUGGAAACAAAGCGCUCGUUAUAGUGGGUAUUUUUGAAGAACUUCCUGCUUUAGAAGAAAAAAUAAAAACAGGAAGAACACCUGCAUGAUCUUUUGUCCUGAAUUUCUCUCUCGUCCCUGGAUAACGAGGGAUUUUCAGGUGUUAUGACAGCCAGUUAGGGUUUUUCUGUCAAUGUUUUUUUUGCCACAAAGCUGCGUUUAAAAAAAAAGUUUUAGUGUCAUGAUUGGGGCUUUAUCCUCCGGCCCAGUCACCUGAGCAGCACAGUGGUUACUAUAGUGCUUACCUCAUGAUGAAUGAACCCUGCUUCAGCACUUUUGCCCGUUGUUUGGACAGCCAGUAGUUGCUAGUUCAGUUUCCCACAUAAAGGCACUGAGGUGGAUUUUGUGAUUGACUACAUCAGCAAACAAAAGCGUGGAAGUGGUUUUAUGAUGGGGGCAGGUCUGAGCAAACAAAGGCUGCUGUGAACUGCUGGCCAGGCAGCACGGUCAGCACAGCCUGUGUUAGCGCUUUUUCACAUUUACCAAGGAAAUUAGUCAGGUAAAUGAAGUGGUCGGUGGUUCCGACCAUCCCUCUGGGGAAAUGGGGACUUUUUUAUACAUCUGUUUCAUCCUCUUUCUGCUGACUUCAGCAUGCUGAUGAUGUAGCUCUAUCCAGUCAAUCUGGAUCAGAUAUUCAUGUGCAGGUUAUCAGUUUGGCACUCCCCUUCAAAACAUUUAAUGAAACCUGAGCUGUGACAAAAGACAAAAGCUGUGUUUUCAAAAGACUCCACCAAAACUCUGAUCAUAUGAUGCCCUGUUGUUUCACAUCAGUUGCCAGCACAGAUAAGAAACCUACAGUCUCUGAGUUUCACUGAGAAACACGAGUCUCUGUAUCUCCAAGCACUUUUACUCCACUGAACAACAACUCUUUAAACCUCGUGAUUAAAAAAAGGACUAUUUUUCCAGUGUUGACUUACUUAUUAUCAAAGUUUAUAAUGAGAACUCUUGCACACAUGCUGACUGUGUCCUAGUUGAGGCUGUGACUGGGUUCAGUUUGGUCUGUGUUCAGGGUCUUUGCUGUUUCCCUCAUGUUUCUUCCCAUCCCAAACAAGCGAUCUGAGAAUAGAUAGUGUUGUAUGCUUUUUUUGAUUUUAAAGCUCCUUAAGGCAAAGUUGGGGUUUGAGUUAUUGGACUGUAUAAAUAGGAGGUGAUUUGUCUUGCCUGUGAUGUUAUCCACCACAUCAGUCGGUGUCUCCCUGUUGGGUCUACUCUUGUUCCAAAUAGGUGUAAGCUGCUAAUGAAUGGCCAAAUAGAAUAUUAACCAUAUUAACCUGUUUUAGAUGGACUGCCCAAUCAACAUUUGAGAUGCUGAACUGUAGCAAGUGUAAGAUGCCCAAUAGAUUAACAGAGACAAAUGCCUAAACUUUGUGGAUAUGCAUGAGCAACUGUGUCAUGCUGAAGUCCACCCCUGGAGCAAUCAGACUGGCCAAACAAACUGGACUUUAGGGGUCAUUUGGGGUCAAACAUGCCUUGUGACAGUUUGUGUGUCUUGAACAAAAAUAACAAAAGGUGAGAGAAGUAGAGGAAUCAACACUUGUGCCACCAAACUGAAGUCAAUACUCUCAGUACUGCUACUCUCAUGUUAUUUUGGUAAUAGAGUAUAAUCAUGCCUAGCCAUUCAAUCUUAUUCUUUAGUGGAAUCCGAUGUUAUGAACUCAGAUUAGGAUCAGAUUAUUCAAGUAAAAAGAAGUCAUUAAAUCUCUCUCUUUCCUCUCACUGACUGGUUGCUUUUCAUUGGUUUUGUCCAUCAAUCUGAAACGGAAAAUAAUACCUCAGCGCCCGAGGUGAGAGUCCUCAGAUAAAAUGUUAUGGCAGGCAGACCCCAGUUGCUUUAAAAAAGAAAAGUCAGUGGUUUUUGAAUACCAGAAAUGCUAAGUCAGAUACUGUUUAUGUGUUUUAACUAUCUCUUAGGAACAAUAGCUUGUUUUGUUGGAUUUAAAACCACCAAAACUAGAAGCCAGUGUUGACUAUGCAUCCCCCUCAUAUCUGCUGUCAGUAAUGAUGCACAAAAGUUAAAGUUUGCACCUCUGCGCCUCUGCUCACAUUGUUCAACUUGUGCCCUUGUUUGGUUAAUAAAUCUCUGCAGAACUUAACAAUGCCUUCAGCAUUUCAGCUCCACAACAAUGAGAUCCGCCCAUUGGUCAGCUCAAAAAAUAGCUCCUUAAAGGAAAACUUUGAUAAAGACAAACAAUGCUCACAGACAAAGCUUCAGAGGUUUUCCUCUGAGUGGAACCUCAGCUCAUCAUAUCAGUUUCCGGUUGUUACUUGAGUAGUAUGCUCAGACAAUGCAAAAAAGGAUUUGGGAGAAACCGGGAGGUUCAUAGGGGGAGGGUUACAGCCAUAUAGAGGCUGCUGUGUAAUAGAGUGGCUCCCAUGACUUCCUCUGGCAGCCUCUAACAGUCUGCAGCUGUGUUUCUUACAGAGGCAUUACCGACCUGACUGCUCUUAAAGGCACUGAAAGAAAAAACAGAGUCUGCUGUUAUCCCCUGCCAAACCACACACGUCAAAAUAAGUAUGACACUGGCAGAGUGAAAGAAAGGCAAGAAGGAAAAUAGAUGAAGAAGGGAUGAGGGAAAAACUGUGAAUGUGACAAAACAGAAUUAAUGCUCUCAUUCGGCUGCCCAGAUGUGCAGUAGCCAAACACACAUACAGGCUUUAAAUGGAAAUGUGCUUAUAGCUGCACUAAGUAAAUUUUGGUUGAACAGGAGCUGGGGUUUCUUUUGUUAAUUCAGCAGGUUCAUUAUAACACAUGGGUUCAAGCUGAUCUCACUUCGAAACCACAUGCACUGAAAGAAACCUGCACACAAUACAUGCUUAACGUUUCAUUGAAUUACAGUGGUGUUAAAAAGUGUUUGCUCCCUUUCUGAUUUCUUAAUUUUUUGCAUGUUUUUCACUCUUAAAUGUUUCAGAUCAUCAAACGAAUUUAAAUAUUAGUCAAAGACAACACAAGUGAACACAAAAUGCAGUUUUUAAAUGAAGGUUUUUAUUAUUAAGGUAGGAAAAAACUCUAAAGCUACAUGGCCUUGUGUGAAGAAGUGAUUUCCUCCCCCUGUUAAAACAUAACUGAACUGUACUUUAUCACACCUGAGUUCAGUUCCUCGAGCCACACCCAGGCCUGAUUACUGCCACACCUGUUCUCAAUCAACAAAUCACUUACACAAGCGUGUUCACUUGUGUUCACUGUAUAUGAAGCCUAAUGCUUGCAGUGAUUUAGAAAGGUAAUACUAUUGAUAGCUGUUAAUGAAUAAAAGCAGGUUGUGUACAAUCUAUGUGACCUUUGACUGUAUGGAGAUAAAUCAAACAAAGAAGUCAAUAAAAUACAUCAAACACAGCAACCAGUAAGAUAAUAAAAAGCAGAUGAAAACAAUGAAAAAGUGUCCUCUCUGUGGACUGCGUGUGUUAAUGUGCUUACUGUAAGAAUCAGUUGAGUAUAUAGUAAAGAGACACUAACAAGGCAAAUGCAGCGAUUGAUAGUGUGCAACUAUGUCGUGCUCCUCGAAAAAAAUAGUUAAAAUACAAAUGUCACGUGAAAUAGUAGUGAAAGUAUGUGGUGGUUUGCUGAUGAUAAAGAAGCGCAGAUUACAUGUGUGAUGUCUAAACAACGUGUGCUUGAAUCUUGUGUUUCAGUGGGGAGAGUGGAGCAGGAAAGACUGUGGCAGCUAAAUAUAUCAUGAGCUACAUCUCCAAAGUGUCAGGAGGCGGACCCAAAGUACAGGUAAGAGGACUCUCUUUGGACACUUGGUGAAAGAUUUAUGACACACAAGAUUUUUCAGAUGCUGAGCUUUGUCGGCCAAGAAACCAAAUUCUAAGUAAACUAUGUAUUAAUCACAAUCCUUAUUUUAAGAAGCUAAAACCUUUUUUUCAGACAGUUCAUGGGAAUACUUGAUACAAAAAUAAACAAAGAGAGAUGCCUGAUCUACUAAUAAAAGCUGUAUGGUUGAGAUAGAGCUGCAACUCAUAAAAAAAUGCACUUUUUUGCUUUUUUGACAUUUCUGGAUUAUAACUGGAAAAAAAUGCAGCAAAAAUAAACAUACAUGACACAAAUGAGGUCUUAAGAACCACAGCUAUAACUAAACCCAUUAAAAGUAUUUUCUCCUUAAAAAUGUGUGAAGAAGGAACUCAUUUUGAUCAGCACAACAUUUCACAAUGGUGAUUUAGCUGUCAAAGAAUCAUUCUCAUAUUGUCCACAUAAUGCUGUUUCAAGCGACCUGUUACUUCUUCUUUCCUGCACUUAUUUCUCUCCUUUAACCUGAUUCCCCCUCGUUUCAACCUCAUCUUUAUACCCCAUUAUCAGCCCAUCAGCAGCCUCUUAUUUCCACAACCCCCUUCAGCCAUCUGGCAGACCCCCAAAGCGGCAGAUGUCCACUUCCUAAGCUGAAUAAAGAUCUAAAGUUUGAUGAGGGAAUGCCUGCCCCAUGAUGGCAGUGGGUCUCGUAUGCUUAAUCCACUCAGAGCUGCUUCAACCAACCCAGCAUUAGAAAUCAUCUACAGGCUGUAAAUUCAUCAGUAGAGCUGGUAGUAUGUGUUUUUUAGACUGAAUCCCUUCUGUUUAACAUGUAGCUUUAACUGGUUUCAAGAUGUCACUUACAGUAACCAUGAACACGCCCAGAGUAAAUGUAUGUAAAUAACACCUACAGUGUUAUUAAAGCCAUCAUAGGGGAUACACAAACACCCACACACACUGUGACACACAAUGAACUUUAUAACCAAACCUUCUGUGUCCCUGUUGACAUCGCCUUAUGUUCACAUACCUCCUCACACACUGUGCGGUAUGCUGAGUACAGUACAUGCAUUCUUAUGUAACGAGUUUAUGGCUUUUCUUCACAUGUCGGUGAGAUGAGUUUUGAAUAGAUAAUAACUCCCUGACAGUAAACUAUUUAUUUCUCUGGCUCAGCAUUGUCAUCUCAACAAAGACUCAUCAAUAGUCAAACACAUUGUACUUAUUUAAACAUUAGAAAGGGUGUUUGUCUGACAUUGAGUUGAUGCUUGUUGGAUUCAUUGUGUUUGUGCUCUGCAAAUAACUCAAAGCUAAUUUAAAUAAAAUGUGUUCAUCAAAAAAGAGACAGGGAAGUCAUGCUGUUGUUGUAAACAGGACUGUAUUUGUACCUUUAAAUAGUUGUACUUAAAAUUCCGCGUUAAUUUAGGUGCACAAAAAUUCCAAGAAAUGACUAGCACACAACUUCUCUGUGCUAUAACAGGAGCAGGGAUAACUGUCUGCUGUACCGAUUUAAACCUCAUGUGUUUCUGACAUGCAGAUGGCUUACAGGAAAGUUAAUGUCCUCCAGACGCUGUGCGGCUGUUUGUGGACUUGCAUCUGUGCAUGUGUGUGUGUGUAAAUGCUUGUAUGGAAACUUCCACAGAGACGUAGCAGCAGCCGUCAUUCGGUGUGGGUGUGAAGUGUACAGCUGUGGUACCUGCUGUAUGGUGUGUCUGUGACGUAUCUAACAGCUCAUUGCUUCUGUCACCUCGCAGCACGUCAAAGACAUCAUCCUUCAGUCCAACCCGCUGCUGGAGGCCUUCGGCAACGCCAAGACAGUGAGGAACAACAACUCCAGCAGAUUUGUAAGGUUUCCAUUUCUGAGUUGGUGUUCAUACUUUCUAAGAAUCUGGGAACCUGAUGUUUGGGCUCAGUCCAUUUCUAGUCUCCUUAGAAAACACAUGACAGCACAUUUAAAUACUUAAAUACAACAUGUAGAAAGUGAGAAUUUUGAGAAACAAACUGAAUUUGAAACUCAUCCAUCGAGGCUGCACUAUCUCAGCAACAUAACUUUGUGUGCACUAAGCUGAUUUACAGAGUAAGUGAGGACGACUCUCAGACUCUGUGUUACUCAGACAUAAAUACAUGUAAUGAGUAGUACUUACCCUGGGAUAAUUUGAGGACACAGGUUUUUUGUGGUGCACCUUUGGAUCCAAGCGGAGACUUUAAAAACAAAGAUCUGCAGCAUUGGCUUUUCCUCUGUUUUCUGCUUGAUUGCAUGUGAAAGCAAACCUUAUGUGUGUCCUGGUUAACCAAAACUGUACAGUAAGAACAUCCUCCAGGGACAGAUAUUCAUGUACACCAGUGUGGUAAAUCCUCUGUUGGAUAUAAGAAACUGGAAGAAAAAAAAACAUUUAAUCAAAAGCAAGUUUUUGAGGAAAUGUAUUUCCUUAGAAAUUUUCAAGCUGAGCUCAACGUUUCUGGUCUGCGUACAAAGCAGUGUUGUUUGAGUAAUUUGAAUAUUAGUCAGUUUUUAAGGAAAUGGAUUUGGUUUGGCACUAGCAGCCUGAGAUCACUACUUUUUGAAGUUUGAUUCCCAAUAAAUAGCGUCUCUGUUCACUUUUUGGUCUGGAACAGAUAUUACAUUACCGGUUUGUCUGGAGAAGAGAGUCAGACAAAAAGCAGGGUCAGGUUUUUGAAUACAUCCACACACACACACGCACACACACACACACACACACACACACACACACACACGCACACAUGCACACAUGCACACCAUCAGCACUCCUGGAACAGCCAGGUGCCAAUAUUUCCAGUCUUAAAGCUCUGGCUAAGGCUUUAUCCCAGCCCCCUCCGAUACUGAAAAAGAAAACAUGCUUUGAUCCAUCAGGGAAAAUACUUCGAGAUCCAGUUCAGCUCUGGGGGUGAACCAGACGGGGGGAAAAUCUCCAACUUCCUUCUGGAAAAGUCUCGUGUCGUCAUGAGAAACCCUGGAGAGAGGAGUUUCCAUAUAUUCUACCAGGUGAGACUUGAUUUCUUAAGCUUGAGAGUGAGUGGGAUACAUUUGGCUGGAAAAGGAAAAAGGGUCUGUGAGGGGAUUUCAGGACAUAUUGAGUGAAGUGUGCCAUUUGGCCACAGGCAGAGGGUCAGUCUGUUUUUGUUGUGGAUGCCCUGAAAGAGACAAGAGUUCAGUCAAACGACAACAAAGUUUCUUCUCAUGCAAAGUAUAAACAUAUUAGACAUAACACAGUAUUCGUUUUUGCCCCACAGUUGAUUGAAGGAGCCGGUGGAGAGCAGAAGAGCAGUUUGGGAAUCACAAGUCUGGAUUAUUACACUUACCUCAACCAGUCCGGCUCCUACAAAGUGGAUGACAUCAACGACAAGAGCGACUUCCAGGAGACAAUGGUAAAGUCUGAUUGCUGGUAUUUAUUGUGCAUCAUUUAAAAAAACCAAGUGGUGUGUGUGUUUGUGUGUGAAGCUUCCUCUUUACACUCCAACCUCUCUUACCAGUUCCUCUCUGUCCUCUCUUCCAAAAAAACCUCUUCCUGGUUUUGUUUACAAGUGAAACCACAACAGGAGUAAUUAAUGGACAUGAGCCAGGUACCACAGGAGUGCGUAAACCCACACUGCUUCCUUGAUUCAGCAUGUUUUUUUUUCCUCUUUGCUCUCCUAGCAUGCCAUGGACGUGAUCGGCAUCAAAUCUGAGGACAGCUCUAUGGUGCUUCAGAUUGUAGCUGGAGUCCUGCACCUGGGAAAUAUUAGUUUCAAGGAAGCAGGCAACUACGCUGCUGUUGAGAGUGAAGAGUGUAAGUAUAGCAAAACACAUCAUUACCCUACUGUCUGUUCAGCUGGUUUCACUGACAUAGUAGCCAUUGUCCUUAAAAGAUCACCAAAGGUGGGAACUAUAAGGGUUUUAUAGUUUUGUACUAGAGUCUAAAUUUGCUUUUUAAAGUUUUUAACUAAGAGGCAGUCUAAGAUAUGCUAGCUGCUAUAAUAAGCUAACACUAGCAUGCUUAAGUUUUCACUGACCAUCUUAUGUUUAAUAAUCCUGGAUGAGACCAACAGUCAACAACCAUCCUAGUAGUCAAAUGAGUAAAAUGUUUAAGUCAGCAUGCAAACCUGCUUGUGUUCAGCAUGUGAAGUGUUUACAAAGCUCAUCACCAUGUUAGCAUGCUAACAUUUGCUAAGAAGCAAUAACCAGAAAUCAUAGCUUGGACUUGCAGUAACAUUUUCAACCAAGUCAAAAUUUGAACUGAUGGCAGCGCUAGAAAAAAUUUAAAGGGAAUUAUUUCAGUACAUCCUCAGGGGAAUGUGUGUGUUUCUUUACAAUGAUGUGCAUGUGUUUUGAAUAGCCAGGACAGGUAUUAUAUGUAGGAACCUUUGCCUUUGGUGGAACUAGCAGAGAAGUCAUGAAGUUUCUGAAGUCAGUCUGAUUUGUCCUCCUGCGACCAUUAAUCACAAGUCUUUCCAGUGGGAGGUAUCAAGAGGAUGAUAUUUCUAUUAUGACUUAAAAAAACAGUCAAAUAGAUAAAGAUUGCAGGUCGAGAUCAGGCAGUGGUACAUUUCCUCAUUUUACAACGUGUUGAUCUUAAUUUCUCUCCUCUCUCCGGUAUACUAAGUUGUCCUUCUCUGUUUAGUUUUUUAAGGAUUUUUUUUCUCACCACUGUCACUCCCUAAAGUUUUACUGUGUUAAUGCAGCGCUGUAGCCAACUGUCUGAAAUAAUCCAGACCAUGCAGGAUUAAUAGAAAAUAAAAUGCUUUAAAGGUCUGGACAUAAUUCCUUGGCCAAUAAAUUUACUUGGAAAAAUACUUCUCCUCCUGUCCCCAUUUUCUCAUUUGCUUUCUCCUGACUUACUUUUUUCUCACUUCGCCAAUUUCUUUCUUUCCUCUUCUGCCAUUUAGUCUGUACGAUACAGAUGAAAGUGUGUUUUGCCAGAAAUAGCAACACUUUAUGAUCUCUUCCUCCCUUGUUCUAUCCAGUCUCACUUGCUUAAGUUUCUGUGUGCUUCACAUAUUCAUAUUCAUGUGCUCCCCAUAUGGAACUUUGGUGGCCAAGUUCACAUAGGCAUUUAGUUGCACUCAGAAGCAAAAUUCAGGGCGUCAUCUCCGACUGAAAUAAAUGUUGAGACUAGAUCAACUUGGAAAAAUAACCCAGACAUUCAGUGGCUCAGGCUUUGUUGGGGCAUAUUUUUGUCAAAAAGUCAAAGUCUGUUUUGAAACAAGUCUACUAUUCUUGGGUCUUUUGCAUUUUAAUAGAGGAAUACUUUUGAUUAUGCUUUAUAUAUAGUUUGUUAUUAAAUAUAAAAUCUUAGGUACCUUUGUAAGCAUGAAAACGGGGAAUAGAGAGAAUAGAGUAUGUUUUUUUGUCUGAAGUUUGAUUACAAGAUCAUUAACUCUGUCAUGGUUGGUAUUUGUAUGGUAAUGUGAAGUCAGAAAGCAGCUGUUCAGCUAAGCUUAGCACAAGAACUACCAAAAUAAGGUUACUGCGGCUAGUCAUGAGAAAGAAAUCUGAUAAAAUAUAAUCAAAUAUAAUUAGAGAUGCUGAAUAGAAUGUUGUCGUUUUUAAACGAUUGUAAAUUUAUGUAUUUUGUAGAUGAUGGAGUUGUAUUUGUCUCGGCAAAAUUGCUAAUUGUUGUGAAUGGAUUACUACGACUUCGAGAACUUCUCACACACACAGACUUAGACAAUAUCAUGAACACACUGCAGCCCUCAUACCCUUUAAAUAUGUGACAAAGUCAUCAGUGCUGUAGUAGCACGUCAGGAUCAUUGUAUGUGUCACAUCUGAUCAAGCGGUGGAGCCACAUGCUUCGUUCUCCGCACUGACUUCAUUUCCCUCCAUUCCUCUCAUUAUUCUCUGCUGCUUUGACUAACAAAUUACCCGCAGGGGAAUUUUUGUUUGUAAGAGCAUUGUGUCCAAAAUGCACACACGGCCUUUAUAAAAAAGAAAAAAAAGGAAAGGAAAAAAACCUCCAGACUGUACUACAUACAUCCAUACGUUUCCUGCUGAACACAAAGAGUGACUCUUGUCAUGAUUUAAGCGAGCGUACGGUCAGUCACACCCUUGUGUCCCAUAUGGGGAGCUACUGCAGCAGUCUAAUGCAUUCCCAGACACAGUGAGUCUGAGAGCCAUUUCCUUUUAGGGGAAGUGAGUCACUGUAAUAAGGCAGGGAGGGGCUCUCAGGGGAGGAUAUCAACGCCAGGCUGGGACAAAUGAUCUGAGGCACACUCUAAUUUUUUCAAGUGUUACCCCAAGACUACUACUGAGGUGUUUGCCACAAUUUUGAGGCUUUACUCCACAAUUGCAUGCAGUGUGGGUAUAAAUCCAAGCUUUUGUUGAUUCAUCAGACUUUCUCAUUGAGAGAUGAGAGCUGAUGCAGAGGAUAUUUGAGCAUUGGUUUUUCUUUGUUCCCCUCUGUUUUGCAAUGGAAAAGUGAGGCCUUUUAAGGGUGAAAUUAUGUCUGCUUAUUUUUUGUUUUGGUUAUUCCAGCUGGACACAAAGACAUUGUUUUCCCCAUUCAUCCUCACUGGUUAUAGUCAUCAAAGUAGAUCUCAAUACAACCCCAAGUCCAAAAAAGGUGUAUGUUAAAUUUGUAAAAAGUAAGAUUUAGAUGGUUUGCUAGUAAUUUGUUGUCUUAUUUUUAAUUGUAUAUAGUGCAAAGACAACACAUUUUUGGUUGAAACAGAAAAAUCAUACUGCUUUAUAAAGACUUUGAGCUCACUCAAAAAUGUUGGGACUGGGGCGACAAAACACUGAAAAAAAGUCACCUGCAGAAACAUCUAUCAACUAAUUGGGGUUGAUUUGUAACAGGUUUGCAAACAGAUUGGGUUCAGUAUGAGCAUCACAGAAAGGUUGGUUGGUUCAAAGUAAAACUGGAGAGGAGUUCACCUCUCAGUGAAAGACUGUUUAAUUGUGUAACACCUUCAGAAUAAUUGUGGGGAUUGUGUCGCCUACAGCUCAGAAUAUCAUAUGAAGAUUCAGAGAAUCUGUAAAGAAACCUUAGUACCGAAGGGCAGACACUGUGUUAGAUAUAGACAUGACUCUGUAGUGGAAACCACUGCAUGGGCUCAGAAUAAAUUCCCAAACUUCUGUGAACACUUUUGAUCAUCACAUCCCCAACCUCAGGCUAAAACUAUACCAUGCAAAGAGUGGAGAAUAGCUCAGUUCUGAAAGACAACCACAUUUCUGAAUUGCAAUAACGUGCCCUAAAACAUUCUUAUCUAUCCAAAAAGGCUUCAUAAUUAUGAGAGGUUAUAUUAUGAAAAUAUGACAGAGCAUCUGUUUUUUUAGUUCCUUCUCACCAUCUAUAGUUUUGUAGUUAUUUCAGCUUUCAGUCACUCUAACUCACGUGUCGUCUGGCAGUGUGGAAAAUACAUUACUUUAAUGGCUUCAUUAAAGAGUAGGAACGUAAUAUUACGUUUUAUUUUCUAAACUUCCUCCCCCUUCUUGUCUCUUUUCUCUUUCAACAGUUCUCGCCUUUCCUGCGUUUUUGCUGGGAAUCGACCAGAAUCGCUUGAAAGAAAAAUUGACGAGUAGAAAGAUGGACAGCAAGUGGGGGAACGCUGUAGAGUCCAUCGACGUGACACUGAAUGUGGAGCAGGCAUGUUACACCCGUGAUGCCCUCUCCAAAGCCCUGCAUUCACGGGUGUUUGACUUCCUGGUUGAGGUAUGAUCCCUUAGUUGUUCAUCUCUAUAUUCAGAACUGCCCUUCAUAAAAAAGUUGUCAUAUCAUACACCAAACUCCUUUUUUCAACACAACCCUUUGAUUGCAGUCCAUCAACAAAGCCAUGGUGAAAGAUCAUCAGGAGUUCAAUAUUGGAGUGUUGGACAUUUAUGGAUUUGAAAUCUUCCAAGUAAGUGUUUAUUUUUUCAGGCUGAAACAUGGUGACUGUGAAUUUACCCUGCAACACAUGGAUUAGAUUAACAGGUUUUGACUCUGAGCAUUUAAACAGAUUAUAGAGGGGGGAUAAGACUAAUUUAUAGAGUAUGUGGAUUAGGUUUUAUCUCCUAAAUGUAACAACAGACCUUCACAUGCUUUUUAAUCUGAUUACUUGUUUUGUUAGUUUGCUUUUUGUGAAGUUUGAAGUCCUGACCUCAAUAAUUUGAUAAAAUAACUUUACAUAACAGUUUUUGUUUCAUUUUACUUUUGCUAGACCUUCAGAUUUGACUGAUAUUAAGCACAGAUUAUGAGUAUAUACUGUGACAGUGAAUACCCUGUGAGAGAUAUCCAUCUAAAUCCACCAGCUCUGUCUGUCUUUAAGUCUAAAGAUUUUCUUUGUGUGCAUAGUGUAGCAGAAGGUCAGAAACAUAUUGUUUGCUGCAGGUUAUUCCACAGGAAGCUACAAAUCAACAUCAAACAAGACUCAGGCUGAAGCUCCAUUAAUUGUGAGAUGAAAUGCACAAUAGAUCCCUUCCUUUAGGCAGCUUAUGUUCACUUGUUGUCCCAAACAAAGCCCUGUGAACUCAUUCAGAGGAUAUCCAUACUCUUCUGAAGAAACACAUUAGUCACUUUAUAUGGAUUUCUUUCUUGUAACUUUGUUGUUUCAUCAUCAGAAAAAUGGAUUUGAACAGUUCUGCAUCAACUUUGUGAAUGAGAAACUGCAGCAGAUCUUCAUCGAGCUGACUCUGAAAGCAGAGCAGGUGAAGUAUAUUCUUUAUCUGUAUUUGGUCUGUGCUGUAAUUUAUUUUGAUCUUUGCUGGUAAAGAUAUUUUAAGUUCUGGCUCAUCACUUUUUUUAAUGUCUUUCUGUAGGAGGAGUAUGUGCAGGAGGGCAUCAAGUGGAGUCAGAUCGAUUACUUCAACAACAAGAUUGUCUGUGAUCUCAUCGAAAGCAAAGUAAAUAAUCCCCUCAAGCAUAAUUGAGUUAACAUACUACCUCUAAGAGGUAAUGUAAAACAAGGGUUCACGAUCUUGUACAAUAGUAGUAGAAAGUCUGCAUGUGGAUCUGUGAAUUGAUAACUAGAACAAUAAGUUGAUUUACUGAUCAGCUGUUAAAUAUAGGUACUAUUCCAAGCUUCGCGGGUGCAUGGAUAUGCUAAUCUAGGUUCACAGUUUGCAACUCCACACUUUCAGGUUUUCAACUGGUGGUUUGGCAAAAUCACUUUUUUUUCACCAAAAUAUUUUUGGAAUUGAUAAAUUGUGAUGGGUAUUUUUUUUUAGAUUUUAUAGACUAAACAUCAUUUAGUUUAUCAAGAUAGCAAAAGCGGUUUCAUCAGUGAGUAUCAGUUGAAUCAAUAAACACCUGUUUGUAUUGCGCAAAUGUGCUGAAACAUUUGUUUUAAUGUUUUAAAAGUUGUGUUUAACGCUAUAACAACAGCUUUGAUUUAAUCAGAUCUAUAAGCAACAGAGACACUGACAGAGACAAAAACUACACAAUAACAUGAAACAAGCUGUAAAUGAGAAAUGAAAAACUUGCUGACAUGGACACAAAAAUGUUGUUUUUUAUCACAAAAGUCAUCUUUUUCUUUAACAGCUUGCAAUCAGAUAAAACUUCAGUAUAAUCACUUAUACUGUACAUUUUCUGAAAAGAUAUCCACAUUUUUGACUUCUAUUGUCUUUGUUUAUUAACUCAGCUGCAGCUCCGCCAAGUUUCUGCUCUGUACUUCAAAUGUGCCGACUCGGCUCUUAAUUUGAUUUCUCUGUCCCACUGAGAAGUCUAAUCCAUGAAAUCAACAACAAGGACUUUGACACAAGCCUUCGUUUGAGAGGAGCAGGGUUUUUGUAUCAGUGUCUUAUGGUGCAGACCCACUUUGGUUAAUCCACUGACAGCGUUACUUGUGUCCCUUAAACAGAGCCUUGUGUUCUCUGUGUUAGAGACUCUGAGGAGCAAACUGAGGACUGCUGUUUAACUGAGGGUGUAAUGGAGCCCAAUCAGUCUGUGACAAAAACUGAUCCACCCUAAGAUUUACAUAGAUCUAAACAUCCUACAAUAAAUAGAUCUUUUUAGCUCUGAUAUUCCUUUAGGAGGCUAUUCAUUUUCAAAAGUUAGUGCUGGAAAAGUGCAGCAACUAUUUCUUAAUCCAAAAGCAAGACUGGUGCAAAUUUAAUGUGAAUAUAACUUUAUUUUUUUUAUGAAAUCCCAGAGCCCACCUGGUGUCAUGUGCAUCCUGGAUGAUGUUUGUGCCACCAUGCAUGCAGUCGGAGAGGGAGCUGACCAGACUAUGCUGCAGAAGCUCAGAGUCCAGAUCAACACCCACGAGCACUUCAACAGCUGGAACCAGGGCUUCAUCAUUCACCACUACGCUGGCAAGGUCAGUCCGAGGAAACGAUCCAGAUUACUGGGACAACUUGGUCUAAUUAUACCUACCUGAUUGCUGAUAUCAGUGUUUUAGAAUUAAAUAUUCAGGAGCACUAGCAAAAAGACAGAAAUCACAACAAGUAGUGUCAGGUUUACCACCAUUUAAAUCCACUUUUCUAUGCCAUGGUAUAAAGUAAAAAAGAUCAUAUGAAUCAUACAGUUUACAGAGGGGAGCUGACCGCAACUUCUGGAAAUACAAAGUUAUUAAAGUGUCAUUUUUUUAUGGUGUUGUUAUGGGAGCUGUGCUUGUAACACCAGCUCGCAUGAUCUCUCAUAAAUACACACAGCUGGUGUUUUAAUUCUUUUCGCCAAUGUCGUCAUCUUCCUCUUUUAGAGUUUUUCUCAUCUUGACUUACACUCGAGUCUCUCUCUUUUUUUGGUCUGUUUGUGAAUGCGGUCCCUCUUACUCUGCAACACUGUUAAACACUGGCAUGAAUGCUAAUCUAAACAUUGUGCUCAUACAUUACAGCUCAUCACAGGUAUUUUUUUCCCUGCAUUCUUUGUCACUGUGGUGGUCUUGAGCCGAGGUUGUCUCGUGUCAUUCUCCAGAUGUGUGGUGGCCUAGGCCUGGCACACACAUGCCGCAGGCUUAAUGAGCCAUGCAAUAAAGACUCAGGGGCUCCCAUGACCGGACUCCAAGCAUUCCUUCAGUCUGUGUCUACAGUAAUGCAGAAAUAACAUGUUUAAUUCAUGCACUUUCAGAGCUCUGCUGGUUUUAUAAGAAAGUUCAUCUUUAAAAGUGCAGAGUCGGGAUUUGGAACUUUGGCGUUCUCCCCCCGUAAAUUUUAAGCUAAAAUGAAGCAUACUAGUUUCUCAUUCAGGUUUAUGCUUUCACUUUAACCCAAACCUUUUUUUUUUUUUUAUAUCAUGGCUCACCUAAAAUUUGUUUGUGUUUAUGCUGCAGGUGUCUUAUGACGCUGAGGGUUUCUGCGAGAGGAACCGAGACGUCCUUUUUACUGACCUCAUUGAGUUGAUGCAGAGCAGUGAAAUGUAAGUAACGUGACGUGUGGUGAGGAUUUCUGUGGUGCAUUUUAAGAGACUCUUUGAUUGUAAUGCACAUGGUUAUAAUUGGAUACAUAUAAAUUAGGGUUUCAGACGUUGCAGUUCAUCUGGAAGCUGGAGAGGGGGUAGCUGAAGUGUGUGAGGCAAGGUUAAAGUCUUGCCCUCUGCCCUCAAUUUUGUCUGGCAGCAGUCCAGAUCUGCAGUUUGUGGGGGUCUACCUCAUCUUGAAAGCGGAGUCUCUCUGUGGGGCUGCAUUGUGAAGUGUGUUCCUCCUGUAUUUUGGUCUCUUAGGCUGUCUUUGUGUCAAAAUGGCCAUCUGUGCAAACAGCCUUGCAUUGUCUAUGUAACCCCUGCAGGCCUCAGCCACCGCUCGCCCUCUUUGUGUUUGUUCCGUGAGGCCUCAAAGGAGGUUAUGCCAUAAUGCUAUUCAGACACGUGCUGGAAAAUAUGUGAACUUUGGAACAAAUUCAUUCACAAAUGCAUGCAUGUUUAUAUAUCUACAUGCAUAGAUAAAAGCUUCGAGCUUGGUCACGUUUGGAGGAAGCCUGAGAAGGCAGGAAGCAGCCUCAUUCCUUCGAGCAGCAGGUUUGAAUAGAGAAGAAAGGAGCGACCCGUAUUGUCAGCUGGACAUUAUUAUCAGAUUCUUUUUGUACACACAACCUGCUGAUCCUUUCUUCUGUGUCCGUAGCCUUGAUUCAGGGGCUUAAAACAAACAAAUAUGGAGGAAAGCCAAUAAGAGGCUGAAAUAAAAACAACAAAAUAUGUGCAUUAGAACACACAAGAGAGAAAAAGUGAGAAAGUGAGCAAAGGUGGUGGCAUAAACAUGCUGAAAUCAAUGAGCUGGUGAGCAGCUUUACCCCAGGCCUGCCUGUCUCCUCAUAUUGACGUGUGAGUUCUUCAAACAGGAACUUCUGACGCUCUUCAAAGGAUCCUCACACAUGUCGCCUGAGUGACACGUGCGCUGAUCACGAAAGGGCGGAAUCAGCUGUCUGGCUGAUUAUAACAUUGGAUUAAUAUGAAUCUUCAGGUUAUUUAUAAUGAGUAAAUGCACAGUGUGUGUAAGUGUAUCUGUGAACGAGCUCAGCGUUUUAAAUCUGCGUAUUUAUAAUGUUUCUCUUUAGUUGAGAGGAUCUGAGAAAAUGGAAACUUUACAAAUACCUGCAACAUUCAGAUCAGCAGCAGCAGCAGCACAUCAUGUUGACGUUGGUGCAAAACACAUUUACACAAAGUUUGUAUGGAAGUGACAAAAAAGCAACAGUUAUUGAAUACAAACCUCUGCUGUGAACUCCAGUCGUCUAGUGUGUGUCUUACGAAAGAGAAGAGUGAUUAUUUGUUUUGGCUACAGAGAGGCCAAGGUGAUAAAUAGUGGGUGAAAUGGAGCUGAUACAACAUGAAAUAAACCCACAGAUAGUUCCCUUUUUUGAAAUCCAUCUUUGUUCUUCAAAACCACAGGACAAAAACCCCUCAUUUAUCAAUUUAGAAUAAAUCUGGUGUAAUUGUUCAAAUUCAUGCUCUGCAGAAGUGGCCUUGGGUGGAGUGUCUGCACAGAGAGGAGUUUGUACAAACACAGCACAGACACACAUUGCUUGUUUUCUCACCCGCCUCCAACUCAGACCUUCCCAAGUGGGUCAGGAAUUUAAACCAGUGACCUCAGUCAAAGGUUCUUGGUUUGCUAGUCAUUAACUGCCUUUUUUGUUUUUUUUGGCUGACCGAAGUCUGAACAGUGUUUUAAAGUCUACGUUUUGCUGUUGUUUGGACAAGAAUGAGACCAGACAGAUUUUUCAGUCCUAACUUACACCCCCUUACACUUUUAUCUUUGACAGUGCCUUCAUCAGAGCACUGUUCCCAGAAAACCUCAACGCUGACAAGAAGGGUCGACCCACGACUGCAGGCAGCAAAAUAAAGGUGUGUGUACAGUACAGUGUGAACCUGUCCUUGUAUAUCAGGGUCGCUGUGGAAGAGGGCCCUUGAAAGAUAAUGUGUGUUUACUGUUCAGGGGGGAGUCCUUCAGCAGUCAAUCAGUAAAUUCAUCCACUUGUUCAGUCACAUCAUUUUGUGUAUCUGUUACCGACUUCAUCCUCCUUUCUUGAUCUUUGCUCUUACUCUUCCUUUCAGAAACAAGCCAAUGAUCUGGUGAGCACGCUGAUGAAAUGCACUCCUCACUACAUCCGCUGCAUCAAACCAAAUGAAACCAAGAAACCCAGAGACUGGGAGGAGAGCCGGUAAGUGCACUUGCUGUGCCCCCCUGUGAGCCUCACAGUUCCACAUGAAUCUAUUAAACACUUAAAGCUGCUCUGAAAUGCUAAUUUGUAUAAAUAUAUUUAUAUGUUCAUAAAUGAAUAAGCAUACUUCUUACUCAACAUGAAGAGAAAAAGUUGUGAGACUUAAUGUUAGUUUUUAAAAAAAAGGAUUACAUACAAAUAAUUAUAAUCUGCCAUCGUAUAUCAAUCCUGCCUUUAUUCCUCAUCAUCGCUAAUCAUAUUUUCUACAAGCUUUCUUUCCAUACAACACUUUUAGACCAGAUCGUUGUUCCUCUCCCCCUGUUUUGCUUUUUGCUCUUUUUUGGUGUUUUCUGGAGACACAGUCAUGUGAAUGGUGUUAAAACAGUCCCCCCUCUUUAUCCCUUUGUUCCAGUUUCCCACCCUUUGCCACUCUAUUACAUGUUCGGGGUGCAGUGGUAUUGUUCAGAGCCAGUGACCUUCCUGUUGUGAGUCCGGUGCAGGCCGGCUCAUUAAUUAGCAGCGGAACUCAUGAUUUUACAGGAAGUCUGAGUGGACCAAGUUGGGCUUAAAGUCUUUGUUGUGAGGAAAAGUUGGGCUAACCCAGCUGUUUUGCAUACAAUGGCCUCUGAUUUUUCCAUCCUCUGGAGGAUCAGUGCAGAAAGUAGCUGAAAUCUUCAACUGCUGAUGGUGAAACACAAGCCUGUUCAUCAGCUAGAACUAAAUUAGGAACAUCAGGAUUGUAUGUUUGCUGACACUUUUUGCAAGAACUCAAGGACAAGCAUGGACUUCCUCUGACUCUUUCCAUUAACUUCUUAAUUUCUCACCAAUCAUUCACUCACACAAUUAGAUGUCUUAAACAGAGGGAAAAGUAGAUUUAUAAGAAAGAAUGAAAAAAAACAGCAGCUAAUAAGGGAGUACAUAAGUAGAGUGGCCAAUCAUCAGCAUGGAGGAGAAUAUUUUGUGUUUGACUUCUCAUAAAAGCUACUUCAAUCUGUAUGUCAAUAUUAAAUCAAUCUGCAAAACUGAUUGAUAGUCUUUUUGAAAUUGGCCAAAGGGGGAGAUUGAUAUUUGAUAAUAACAUCCUAAUGAUGUUCUCCUUUUUUUCUUUGUCUGAAGAGUAAAGCAUCAAGUAGAGUACCUGGGUUUAAAGGAGAACAUCAGAGUUAGGCGUGCUGGCUACGCCUACCGCAGAGUCUUCAGGAAGUUCCUUAACAGGUAACAGAAAAAAACACUCAAAGGACUUGGAUAAUUCGCUGUGAUGUUAUCCCCUGCUUCAAGAAGUACUGUUUUUUUCCACAGAAUUAAAAGUCUGUAUAUUGUGGUUUUCUUAAUUUGAUUUACGCUCUGAUUAUUUCAUCAUUAGCCUCACGUUCUGCCUCACAGGAAAAAAAGCCUCGAGCUUUUAAACUUUUCUUCACACUCAUAGUAAUAAAAGGCUUGAUCGGUUCAACAUCCAAACUCAUGCGCUCACCCACUCACUUUGUAAAGUGCUUGAUCUUUGUUAAACUCUGUUUCUCAGAUACGCCAUCCUGACCAAAGAGUCCUGGCCAACGUGGCGAGGAGAUGAGAAACAAGGUGUCGUGCAUCUCCUACGCUCUGUCAACAUGGACCCGGAUCAGUACCAGCUCGGUCGCAUCAAGAUCUUCAUCAAAGCCCCAGAAUCAGUAUGUGUGACAUCCUUCUUGUCUUUAGACUCUCACACUCUGCACACAGCUGCUUAGUGUCCAUUCAUGAUAUCACUCUUACAUAAAAAAGCAUCAAAGGUGAAUGUAUUAAAGAGACAAAACUUGCAGCUCAACUCUCUCAGAUGUUCUUCUUUAACAGACCAAGAACUAGAAUCACAUGUAAAAGUGUCUGCUAGCGGGCAAAGAGUCUUUUUGUUAGCAGAGAAAAAACUGAACUCACUAUUUUUACAUUGCACACCAUAAAAGGGCACCAGUGUCCCGAAUCAGGCUCGAAUCCCUGCAAUAGGGGAGGAGAUUGAACCCGACCCCCACACCACGUCAGCACUGAGUCAACACUUCUCUGAAACUAAAACACAAGCACAGGCUGUGGUUGCAAAGUUUGGGGGGACAUCGUAAAGGCCUGUCUUUUUCCACCAUGACUUCUUUUUUUUUCAUGAUUCCUAUGAAAGCAGCACUUGUGUAAAGUCUGCACUCUCACUUAUUAACACUGGUGCAGAUCAUGGACGAACAGGCACUCUCAGUGCAUACACACAGAUGUAGGCUCAGAGGCUAAGACAGUCAUAGUAGUUUUAAUUCAGGCCUUAUAGCUGACUGUGAAUGACUUUACUGAUUCAAUGCAGCUCUGCCGGCCAACAUUCCCCAUCCCCCCACACAGUCUCCUCAUCCAAGUCACUGAGGUGUGAUUAUGAAAGGCAAAUAUCACACAGACUGAAGCGCUGAAAUGACCUGCCAGGCUUCUAAAAACAAGCCUCUCUGUCUGAUAAGACACUGACAGCACCUCAUUAGCAGCAUGACAGAGGGAGUUUUCUGUGGGAUAUAAUAAGUAAAGUUUGUUUGACACCAGGCCAGAUGUUGGAGAAGAGUUUCUCUUCCCAGGUGGUGAUGGAUGAGCAGUGGCUCCUACACUGAUGUGCUGAAGGAGGGUGAAGACUACACUGAGAUCUACGGGAGGAAAUUUAGAAGAGAAUUUUUAUGAUGAUGAAUUAAACCACUUCAAAUCCAAAACUUUUACGGUUUUUGUUACAUAUGCCAAAAACAUCAGUCCUGUAUUAUCAAUCUAAGUAUAACUAUCCUCUGACCAAAAAAAAUCUCACCCUGCUGACUUUUGACAGUCAAGUGUUUAAAUUUUUGCAGACAUUUGAGGUGAAAAUUUUUCUCCUCAUGCCAGUGUAAGGUGUUAAAAAUGACUGUAAGUAACGCAUCAAUCUUGGUGUUAAUGGCCGUGUUUGCUCUUGUAUUUCAUAGAGAGGCAUCAAUAUGAAAUUUAGCCUAUUUAGUAAAUGCUAAAUAAGCUUUAAAGGGAAAAACUCAGCCUGAGAUCUCUGCUCAGAGUGCUUUCAAGCUGUACUCCACAAUGUCACCUAAGUUGUGGGUAUAGAAAAACAAAGAAGAAAAAAAAACUUUAUUCUUGUGUUAAAUACCUGAUUUGUAAUAACUUUUAUUUAUCUUUUUUGAAUAAAACCUGAUCUUAUAAUUGUAAUUCGAUAUCUGUUUACACACCACCCUCCAUAAAAGCAGUGAUGACCAUCUUUGGUUUAAUAAUUAACAUCAUUGCUGACUAUUACCAGGCACUUAUAUCUGCAUUCAUCUGGAUUGCUGCAGGUUAUGAAUAAUUUGUGAACAGUUUUAAAUAUUAUUGCCAUUAUAUUUCCUGUGAAAUGACUGCUUAACUUACUGAGUAAUCGGUUGAUUGCAAUAAUGAAAUAAACUACUAUAUGAAAAUAAAACAGUUUUAGUUACACUCCUCAUAAUGAUCACUUCUGCUUCUAUUCAGAUUUUUGGAGAAUUAAGUUCCUCAGGGAAAUUCAGCACAAACUUGAACCCCUCCAGCUGUUCUUGAGUUUUUCACUCGGGAAGUUGAAUCAGGGUCAGUGAUAGUGUGGAGUGAGUGUCUCAAUCAGUGACUCAGCGUGUUUUUGUCCUCACAGUGUCUGUGGUUUAAGUUGAUGUGUUGUGUUUUGGGGCUGCCGGUGGUUUGUUCAUGUGGUGGACUGGCCGAUGCCAGUCCUGCUCCUGCAGUGGGCAGGAUGUUUAGUCUGUAGGGAGAGGGUAGAGUAGAGUGUGAUUGCGUGUUUAAAGGCCAGGCAGGAAAUGACACUGGCUGGUGAGAUGACGGGUUGGCGCUGGGUCAGCGUCUUUGGCAGGAAGUGGAGACAUAAUAGCCAUACAUUAAGAUGAUGAAUUUUUAAAUGGGGUUUCAUAUUUGUACUGGAAGGCACUGAUUUCAUAGUCAAAGGAACCAUGUUUACAACACUGAGCUGUGUUUCUGUAAAUCUAAUACAAUCUACCACAAUGUAAAAUUAUGACUUCAUAUCAAGCUCUCUCUGUUAUCAACAAGGGAUUACAUUGAGACAUUCUCAUAUAGUUUAGAGUCAGGAAUCAUUUUUAUCAUACAAGAACAUGUGAGCAAACAAUCUUUGUAAAAUAUUAAUUUGCAGCCUGAUUUUGUACGCUUGAAGUAGAGCAGUGACACAGUCGAGUACCUAAAAGACUUCACUUCUUGCAACAAUCAAAUCAAACUCUCUGUACAAACGAUGGGUCCAAAACUUGAAUCGCACACUCAGCUGAAUAUAGAAAUUUACAGUAUGUACAAGUAGCCAUCUCUCCUGAGUAAUCUUCUUUAAUGUGACUGGUUUUUUCUCGUCUCUUACUGUGUGUUUUCUUUGUCUCUGAUUGUGUUCACAGCUCUUUCUGUUGGAAGAGACAAGAGAGCGAAAGUUCGACGGAUAUGCCAGAACGAUCCAGAAAGCCUGGAGGAAAUACAUGGCUCGUAAGAAGUACGUCCAGAUGAGGGAAGAAGGUGAGUGAAGGGACAUCUCACAAUGUAAAUCCUCCAUCUGCCUGCCCAUAUUUCUAUCUCUCACUUUCUUUCACUGUUUUUUUUUUUCUGUAGCCUCUGACCUUCUGUUGAACCGGAAAGAGAGGCGACGGCACAGCCUCAACAGAAACUUUGUAGGAGACUACCUGGGGAUGGACGACAGGCCGGAGCUUCGACAGUUUCUGGCCAAGAGAGAGAAGAUAGACUUCGCAGACAAAGUCACAAAAUAUGACCGCCGCUUCAAGGUCAGUCUCCCUCCAUCUGCAGCCUCUGCUUUUGUGAAGAAAAACACUCAUAAAUAACUUUCCUCUUUUGUUCGGUUCCCUGUAGGGGAUUAAGAGGGACUUGAUCCUCACACCGAAGUCUGUGUACCUGAUUGGAAGAGAAAAAGUGAAACAGGGUCCGGAGAAAGGCCAGGUGACCGAGGUGCUGAAGAGGAAGAUCGAUGUGGAGAAGACAUUGGCAGUUUCUUUAAGGUACAGAGUUAUUAUUGAGCAGUCAAAUCUGGAACAUACCUGGUUGCUUUAUGGCAUCUGUAUCUGAUAUUAACAUCAUCUCUACGGCUGAAAACUUUCUGUACUGUUCCUCUCAGUUGUUUUUCUCCUGUUAGAGCCAUACGUCUUUGAAUAGUUUUAACAGAGCAGGCACAGAAAUGAUAUAUAAGUCACAUGUCUGUUGAAGUAUUUGUGGCCAUAUAUAUGAAAAAGGCCACAUAAAUAAUAGCCGCUAAUGUAAUCUACACCUUUUUGUUACAUUACAGCCUUAAAUUUGACUCCGCUCGAUUUUCAAUAAGCUUUGCCACAGCUACACUUUUAUUUGUCAUAAGUUGUACGACCUUAUUCACAGUCUAUACAAGGCUCUAGUGUCUCAUUUAGGUCCAGUAUAUAAUGUGUAGACAUUGCACUGCACCAUUAUCAUAAACCAACUUCAAAGUCACAGUCUGGGUUUCCCGUGUCUCUGUAGAUGUCACAAAAAGAAAGGUUAAAACAUGUGGAGUAUAUUACAAACUCUCUUUUAACACAUAUGUCUGAACGUCUGUCCCUUUGUGAGUGCCGGUUUGAGAAAUAUGGCUGAAAUAAUAAUACUCAUUCAAAAAGACUCACAUGGAAAAAUGGUGACAACUUCACUAGAAAGAGAAGAGGCAUUCAGAGGCUUGUCGGGCCUUUUUUGUUGUUGUGGAUGCCGUGGGAUUGGUUUUAGAGGGAGACAUUACAGAUCUAUUGUUGUGAGCAUGUGGCUUUUCAGUCAGUGGGGUAAUAUGGACCAGGUGGUGUAACGGGUGAAAGCAGGAGUUGUUAAAAGUUCAUCAGAAUAAAGCUUCAUGCCACAGGGAAGAACAGAGUCUCCUUGUGAGGGCUACGAGCCCGAGCUACGAGCCCGAGCUGUCUUCCCUCCUCAGAUGUGAGGCCAGCACUGUUUGUAUGCAAAUAUGAAACAUGAGCCUGAUGCACCAUCUUCCCUUCUAUCUGAGCACAACCAUGAAGGAGCAUGUAGUGUCUUUACAGAAAAUAGAAACAUGUAGGAAAGCAAAAAAAGAAACUUUUCAUCCAGAUUUUUGGUCAUGUCAUAUUUGGUGCAAGAAUAUUUGAUAAUGAUUCAUGAAUGAUCCUCUCAGUAAGUACUUCUGUUGUGUUUUUAGCACAAUGCAAGACGAUUUCAUGAUCCUCCAUGAGCAAGAGUACGACAGCCUGCUGGAGUGUGUCUUUAAGACGGAGUUCAUCAGCUUACUGGCCCGCAGGUUUGAGGAGAGAACCCAGAGGAAGUUACCACUCAAGUUUAGUAACACGUAAGUAAAAUUGCACAGAAUAUAUCCACUAACAGAGGUAGUCGUACCAAUGAAACACAAAUCAAAAAGAAAUAUAUUCAGUAUUCUUUACACCUGUAAAAUGGAUUUGAAAAUGUUGAAAAUUUAAUACAAGUAAAAUGAAAAUCAACUCUAAGCAGACUCACACUUCCUAAAACCAUGUCCUCAUAAAGCCACAGUGACCAUUUAUGACCUUUUAUUAGGCGCCAACUGAACUUUAUGUUUUUGUCCCACAGACUGGAGCUGAAGUUAAAGAAGGAGAACUGGGGCUUCUUGAGCGGGGGCGGCUCCCGGCAGGUUGUGUUUGUGCAGGGUCAGGGAGAUACAGCUGUACUGAAACCUUCCAGCAAAUCACUGCAGGUCAGCAUCGGACCCGGGCUCCCUAAGAACACACGUGAGUAUUAAUGGAUGUUAUUCACAUGCAGGAAAUUUUCUUCAUAUGAGCCAUGAGAAGACAAUGAAGAGAAGUCAUGAUUUCAUUGACAUCAGACAGAAAAUCUCUAAAUCUCUUUCUCAGGUCCCACUAAGAGGGGCUUCACUCAGGGUCGAACCAGCACAUCCAGAACUCACCAGAACAUUCCCUCUCGAGCUGCACCAGGGCCACCAGGUCAGAGACGAUAUCCUCAUUGCUGCAGGAUUGUGACCAUUUUUCCUUUAUUCAUUCGACAUAGCUGGACUUAUCUGAAUCCUCAUUUUUCUAAUCACAGUUGCACACCAGAACGGUGGUCUUAAAAACACAAACCACUUAGCCAACCAGAGGAACUCGCAGCAUCACAGCCAGAGGCAUCCCUCAGCUGGCAACGGGAUGCGCCCAGUGCUGCCUAGCAACACCAACCAGGUGAAGGAGCGAGGUGGCAGUCGGCCACAGCCAAACCUCGACUGUCUUAAAGUCCCCGACCAAGGAGCUGCAGGGUGAGAAUACAAAAUACACAAAGCACAGGCACACAGAAUGUAUGUACAGAUGAGACAGAAAAAACACACACUGAGAUAACAAAGGAGGAAAAGGAAGUAAGCACCACUGCUUCAGUAUGAAGAAAAGUGGAGUUUGUUUUACCUGUGAAGGCUCCUCCUGAUUUUUCUCUUGUUUUCUAGUGUGAGUAAAAAGAAAAUGUAUAUUUUUGUACCAUAUUGAGGAUCAGUUAAAGGGAUAUUCCGGCGUAAAAUUAAUUUAGAGUCCAACACACAGUAACACUGAGUUAGAAACCCCCUCAAGACAGGAAUGUUGCCGACCGCUUGCUUCUCUAGUUAUACCAACUUUAGUAACGACCGCAUGAUAGCAAUACACAGCGGUCUGAGGAGCCAUAAACAAACCUCAACCAAAAAGCCACUCUAUAGCCACAAAUAAUACUCAGAACAGCACCUAACUUCAUCAACAGUACAUAUAGGGUCCCAGCCACAGCACUAGCCACCAAACAUCUUUUUAACUUUGCCUAAUUUCUUAAGCUCAAGGAAGAACAUUUAGGGUGUGUUUGACCCUAAAUUAAUUUAACGCCAGAAUAUCCCUUUAACCGUAUUAUUAACACACAACCUCUGAAUGAGAUCAUUAACAGGCAGCUUUAACAACAAGUAUCUCAGAUGCCCACGAAUACCAUAGACACACACUGAUGUGCACACUUGUGUUUCUGUCAUUUACCAUAAUUUGGACAAUUUAUUCUUUUAUAGUCAUGGAGACAGACGGCCAACUUCAAAUGGAGGAAUGUGAGUUGGCGCAUUUGUCGUGAUUUUGGUGGUGGUUUGAGAUCAGCAAAGCUUUCAGCAGCAGAACAAACAGAUGCUUCUUCUCUUGAGUUCUUCCUUUUUUUUAAAUUCAAACUUGCUUAAGAAGCCAAAUACAGACCGAAACCAAUGUUACAUUUUCUGCUGCUGCACUGCUCUGUUCCUUCAAUAUCAGACGGGAAAUUCUCUUACACUUUUUUUAAGCCAUGGAUCUUUUAUUUCUGUAUAAAAGAUAUUUUUAAAGACAUUUCGCAAUGAAAAAAUUCCCCGCUAUGUAAAACAUGGAGGAUGGAUUUUUUUAAAUUUCUGUGUUUUUGUUUUUGGAUGCACUGUAAACUAGAUAGACGUUCCUAUAACAGGCAGCACUUUUACAGUCUACAAGUUACUUUUUCUCUUUGAAAACAUUUGAUCCUCAGUUAGUUGGAUGAAGUUUUAAACUUGGCGCUUUGUUGAUUAAAACAAAAAAAGACAUUAAUCUCUAUCUAGAGUAUUUCAUUUUUCUUUUAUGUAUUAUACCAGCAUAUAGAAAAACACACUUAGAUGCUGAAGACACCACUGACUCUGGAUCAACACUCUCUGCUCUCAAUCUUGUAGUCUCACAAUGUUUUAUGAAAGAUAAUGUGUGCACUAUGUCUCCAUCUUGUGGCUGAUACAUAAACAACAGCAUUUUGUUUAAAUGAACCACAAUAUGCCUUUAUGUUGUUACUUUAUUGUCCAGUAUAUGAUGCAGAAUCCUGGUUUUGCUUGAUUUGAAAUUUAGAUCCAGAAAUGGACUGAAAAGAUUCUUAUAAAACAAGAUGGCGAUCAUUGUUGCACACUUAUCGUUGGGAUGUACUUUGUCAAAGUGUCAAAUCCCAUAAAAACCUCACCUUAACACAGCUUCUUCAUAGCUUUCUUCACAGCCAAUGCAGCACAGAGAGCUGAUCUUAACAUGCACUAAAUCACCUUGGUGCAGACAUUUACCCUUUAUGUCGUUUCCUUCUUUUUCCUCAAAAUGUCUCAGGGCUCACAGACCAUCAGCCACCAGGCCUCCACCAGGAGGAGGACGCCCUAAACCUGCACCCAAACCCAAACCCCAGGUGCCCCAGUGCAAAGCUCUGUACGCCUACGACGCUCAGGACACAGAUGAACUCAGCUUCAACGCUGACGACGUCAUCGACAUUAUCAAAGAGGGUAAGACGAAGAAAACUCUGGAUCCUCAUCUGUGAGGAGAGAGAAUAAACAGGGAGUCUUGUUUUCUUCCCACUCAAAGAUACUAGAUCAAUGAAAUAGCACUAUACUUUAAGGUCAUAUAUAUACAACUUUCAUCCUUAUAUAUAAAGAAAAGACACACUUUAUCUUUAAUAACAAUUAUAUAAUUUAAAAAAAAGAAUCUAAUUUUAGUUCAGUCUAAAAUUAUCUGUCUGUAUUUGUUUUACAUCAAGUGGACUCUGCCUUGGGUAACACUUUAAAAUAACCAUAACUUAUAAAUGGUAGAUAGACCAUUUAUAAAUGGUAAGCAGAUAGUUUAUUAAUGUUUAAUCAUCAUUUAUAAAUAGCAGAAAGACCAUUAAUAAAUUGUAAAUUUUACAAUUUUAAAAACCUAACCCUAACCUUAACUUUACAAUAACCAUCUAAGUAAUGUUUGAAGGUAGUUUAUAAACCACUUAUUAAUUUAUUUACAAAGUAUUACAAACAUCAGUUCCAACUUUACAAUAAUCAUCUAAGUAAUGUUUAUAGGUGGUUUAUUUAUUUACAAAGUGCUACUGACACACAUUUUAAUCUAGAUGUUUUACAACCAAUAUUUAAACUCUAUAUAAAACUUUAAUAAAUAGUCCAUUAAUAAUUAAUGAAAAUUAUUCAUCAUAAUUUCUUGUUGCUUGUUAAUAGUAAAGAAACUAUUAAACUUAAAAUAAUAAACUAUCUAUUUGCCAUUUAUAAUAGGUCUAUAUGCUGUUUUAAAUGAUGAAUAAGCAUUAAUAAACUAUUUUCUAAUUAUGGUUAUUAUGGUUAUUGUGAAGUGUUACCCUGCCUUGUUUUUUAAUCAUGUUUGUGAUUGAAAUCUGAAACUAAUCAACCUGUGUCUGUUGCUCAGAUCAAUCCGGGUGGUGGACAGGACGUCUACGUGGGAAACAGGGACUGUUCCCAAACAACUAUGUCACCAAGAUCUAAAAGUUCCUAGGUCACAGAUCCAGGAGAAGAGGGGGAGCCGUCCCAUGUCCCGCUGACCCUCUCAGAGGACGGGACGGAGCUCACAGAUGGAGAGAGAAGAGCUGCGAGAUUCCUCAAGGAGAGAAACUCACACUUUCUGCACGACUGCCUCUGUAGUCAAUGAAUGUAACUGUCCACCACACCAGGAGACCGUCAGGCUUGAAUCGAGGCUUUGCUUUAAAAACAAGAAGACUGUCUGACCCCGGGGUCUGUCCCUCUGAGUACUGAACAAAACUAUUUAUUGUAUUUAUAGCUUUCUGUGUUCUCCUUACUGUCGUUCACACCUUGCUGAGGAGUUUUUAGCUUUUGAAGCGCUGGAAAUGAAGUAUGCUUAAUCUGUGGGACCAGGCUGUGAUUUUCACUCUCAACAAGUCCUUUUUUUAAGAUGGUUUGAUAUUUAUUUUGGUGUAUCAUCUUACAGGGGAUGGACUCUCAGUAAAUCACCCCACUGUGAUUUUAUAAUGAUUUUAAGAACCAAAGUAAUAUUGAUUUUAAAAAAGCCUGUUCCACACGUUCAGACAGAUUUGGUGAAUCAGCUGGAAAUGAGUUUUACGUUGUCUUGUCUCUUUACUUCUCCUGUACGUUUUUAUUUUUUUCUUUUACCCAGAGUAGAGGCCAUGUAUACUGUAAGCUGAGUGUGCUGUCUGUGGUGUAUUAGCACUUUAUUAGUACAGGUACUACCUUAGACACAGACACCAUCACUCCAUCAUGCCACAGCCAGUAAGUCCAGUCGAUGAAGGACAGAUUGCCAAGCUAGCAAUAUCCAGAGUUACUGAGGAGAAUAAUUUGUUUACAUGAAAUGAUUGAUCAGGCAUGUUUAGAUUUGAUUCUGUAUAUGUGUUCAUAUUUAGGAGUAUGCCUGUUGUUGCUUUAAGUUUAAAUGAAUUGUUUUGUAUUUUUUCUCUGAAGGAUGUCUCUGUUCUUCCUCUCUGCUUUUGUUCCUCACAGGGUUGUAUUAUUUCCACUUCAGCGACAUGUAGAUACGUUUGGUUAUCAAGGACUAGGGUGAAUGGUUUUUGUUAUGUCACGUGACAAAGUUGUUUUAGGUGAAAGAUAUUCGUCGAUGUUUUUCCACGGCACUCCAAAGGCUUCUUUUUGCUUCUGCUUGACUGUUUCUGCACAGCUUUUGCACUGCUGUUACAUUACUUUCAAACUCUUUUUAGAAAAAGAAAUUCAAUAUCCUCUCUAUUCUCUUUUCAGUAAAAACAGCUGGGACUUCUGUCAGAAAUUUGCUGAAAAACUGAUCUUGGAUGGUUGACAACAUCCAUGUGCAAUACAAAACAGUAGACUUUAAAAGAGCAUUUAAUAUGAUGUAUUUACCUGCUUUUUAACUCAUUAAAUAAACCAUUUUCAAUAUUGUGUUUAUGUUUAUUACAGGACUCACAUGCCUUCAGUAGACAGUUUUGUAAACACUUGGGUUUUUAGUUUACUCAGUUAACUCAAACUCACCAGAACCACACUGAAUGAUCUGUUAUUUCUUUGUCAAGCUUUCUCCAGCGGGCAGUUAAGUUAUAAAUUUUAAUAAAAUUUUGCACCCCUGGUAUGUGGAGCGAUAGUUUAGGUGUAAAUUUUCACUCAGAAGAGGUUCAGAGUUUACCUAUAGCCUGUCUUUUUAUGCUCUGUCAGGGGAAUUAUUAGUUGUCAUUUAGAUUUUUGUGUUUGGACUAAAGUUGUCAUGAAUCAGAAAUUUAGCCCAAACAAGUCCUUUUAUCUGUCUUUGAACUUCUAAGUUUUAGAGUAGCAGUUGACUGAUAUGAUUUUUUUAUACCAUUAAUGAGAAAGCAGGCUAGAUGAUCGGCAAUACAAAGUGUCUAUAGCAAAUUAUUGUUUUUAUUUAUUUGGAUUUUUCAUAUUUGACAAAAUAUGACAAUUUGAUAGAGUACUAACAAAUGAGAAACAAAAUUGAUGAAUUAAGAUUAAGUUUUUUGGGCACUGACAGAAAGUUUUUUGGCCCAUAAAUCAAGUCCCUUAUCACCAUAAGGGACUUGGAUUUCUUCAAAUUAGGACGGAAGUAAGAAAAUAAAAGGUAAAUGUUAGAUAGAUUACUCUGUACACCAUAACAAAAAUUUAAAUCCUAGCCAUGGCUUUUCUUUCUUUUGGAAAGAUGACGAUGAUUUCAGUUUUGUGAGGGGAACUUAUAUUUGCUAUCUAUCCUUCAUUUAGAGACCAAAGCUAUGGUGUUGUCAGGCUGUUUCAGGGACAGGGUGUCAAAAUGGAAAAAAGGACACCUCAUCAGCCGUGGGACACCAACACACAUGAAGCUUUUAGUGUGCUUUACAAAUUUCUGCCUCUUGCAGCAUUUUGUAAAUUGAAGAUUAAAUCAUUGGGAUAGAUUUUUCAAUGAUGUGGGGUUGAGGGUCAGGUUAGAGGAGGGGAGUUCAGGCUCAGGUGUAUCUGAGGUGGGAAUUUAAAUAUUUAAAAGAAAAUAUAUUAAUUUGAUAAUACAUGAUAAAGCUCCUGCAGUAAUAACUUUGAGAUGCCCUCUUGUGUGUGUAGUAGGUACUGCAGUUUAUCGGGCAUUAAAA